GUCCAGACAUGUUCUGCAUAUUUCAUGGUAAGAAAUAUGGCCCAGGAGACAGCUGGCAUCCUUACCUAGAACCUCAAGGAAUUGUAUACUGCAUACGAUGCACCUGUUCAGAGGUACGUUCUAGCAAUAACUUACCUUACAAUGUAACACGUCUGUUCACUCAUAGUGAUAAGUCUCAUUUCUCAUGAGUCGUAAACCUUUUAUUUUACAUGUAAAAUCCCUUCCCUGAAUAAGCCACUGGUUUCUAAAGUGGAGUAAUUAGGCCCCGUUUUCUUAUUAAUUUUCUGUAGAAUCUCAUGUUUUUAUCAUUCUUUUCAAAUAUUGCAAUGUUGUUGAAAAUAUAUGUUAUGUUAUAGUUGUUUAAGACUGUGGAGGCUAGCAUAGAAUUUCACAAAUGCACAUGCUCCACUGGCUAAAUACAAAUAAAAUACCACCGAUGAAAAUAUGCAUGUAUUUAAGUAAGCAUUUUAUUCAUUGGGAUUAUAUCUGUAAACAGAUGCCUUGUCUGCACCCUGGGCAAGCCCUCCCCUUCUAAACCCGCCCACUUUCCGAGGCUGUCCAAUCACAUACUGCUCACUGCAGCUCAAUGAGAAGUCUUUACAAGAUAGGUGCUCUGAGCAAUUGCUGCCCCUUGAGUUAAAGGACCACUAUAGGCACCCAGACCACUUCAGCUUAAUGAAGUGGUCUGGGUGCCAGGUCCAGCUAGGUUUAACCCUUUUUGCUGUAAACAUAGCAUUUUCAGAGAAACUGCUAUGUUUAUCUAUGGGUUAAUCCAGCCUCUAGUGGCUGUCUCAUUGACAGCUGCUAGAGGAGCUUCCGUGCUUCUCACUGUGGUUUUCACAGUGAGAAAACACCAGCGUCCAUAGGAAAGCAUUUACAAUGCUUUCCUAUGGACUGGCCGAAUGCGCGCGCGCGCGGCUCUUGCCGCGCAUGCGCAUUCAGCCGAUGAUGGAAGAAGAGGGAGGAGAGUCCCAGCGCCGGAAAAAAGGUAAGGGAUUAACCCCUUCCUCCCCCCUCAGCGCCACGGGAGUGGGACCGUGAGGGUGGGGGCACCCUCAGGGCACUAUAGUGCCAGGAAAACGAGUAUGUUUUCCUGGCACUAUAGUGGUCCUUUAAGGUCCACUGAUAUAACAAACCAGGAAGUAAUAAAACCGGUUGUCUAAUUGACAACAAGAGGACAAGAGGGGUACUGAAAUCGGCACUUUUUGCAAAAUGAAAAAAAUAGUGCACGCUUUUCAUACAUAAAGCAUUUCACCAAGCUAAAAUGCUUUCAGGAUCUGGAGUGUCCCUUUAAUUUGGAACAUUUAAGUUGAAUUCUCUUAUGUGCCUACCAACACUGACGGAUCAGGAGGUGAUGCUAUGGCCUUCGAUUUCUUUUGAAGUUUAACUAUUCUUUGUAUGCUGCAUUAUACAGCAUUUUAAAGAUUUUUUUUUUAAUGAGUUUCUGAUAUUUAUUUAUAUGCAAGUUCAAUACGUCAGCACAUUUAUAUUCUACUAAUAUUCAAUGUUUGAAAUAAAUUAAAGGGAUUUAAAAUAUUUUGCCUAGUGAGUUUAAAUGUUACCCUGGGCGCCUAUCUCUCUGAAUUCAUUGUAUUCAUUCCAGUCUUUUUCAAGUAGUUUGGGUUUUAUCAUUCUAUUUGCCCUUGACUCUGUUGCAGAUAAAGCCAGGAUACUGUACUGUCCUGUUCGGCUAACACUCUUUUAUGACAGAUUUACCAUCUGGGUUAAUCACUAAAGUGAGAAUUGCUAAAGAUUUUAAAUGAAUCCAAAUUAAUUUUUACAUUUUAGACCAAAAUAGCCAAUCUGGAAUAACAUUUCAAUUCUGACUAUUCUGACUUUAAAUUCUCACUUUAGCAGAUUACCAUGUGGGUGUAAUACAAUUCUUAAAUUCCCUUUAAGAACAACUUUACCAUAAAACAACUUUAGCUUAAUUAAGCAGUUUUGGUCUAUAUAUCAAUGAAUGACUUUUCACUACUCAAUUCACUGCCAUUUAAGAGUUAAAUCACUUUUAUUUCUGUACAUGCAGCCCUUGCCAGACCUCCCCCGGCUGUGACACACAGCAUGCAUGAAAAAAUGGUUUCACUUUCAGUCAAAUGUAACUUACUUUAAAAGUUUUUAUGUUCUGCACUCUAAAUUUAAAACAUUAAUCACACACAAGAGGCUCCUAAAGGGUCCUGCAAGCUAUUAACAGUGCAAGAGAUAAGAAAUUAUAAAUUAUACAGAAUUUGCAAUAAAGGAAGUAUAAACAUUAGAUGAUUCUUUACAGGAAGUGUUUAUGGAAGGCUGUGCAAGUCACAUGCAGGGAGGUGUGACUAGGGUUCAUAAACAAAGGGAUUUAACUCCUAAAUGACAGAUAAUUGAGCAGUGAGACUGCAGGGGCAUGAUCUAUACACAAAAACGGUUGCAUUAAGCUAAAGUUGUUUUGGUGACUAUAGUGUCCUUUUAAACAUGUGAUGCCCCGAUCAAUGUAAUCUACUAAGGAUGUCAUGUGUUUGUGACCAGGUAUAGAGAUGCAAAUACUGUUAGACAGUCCUGAAAUAUUUUACGUUAUAGAUUCAGUAUCUCCCGUUUGUCUCCAGGUCCAGAGAUGUGAGAAUUUGUAAAAAUCUGGUAUUUUGGCCUUACAUUUGAUAAUCACUUUGAAUUGAAUUCCUGAUAAUUCUCACUUUAGUAAAAUAAUGAGUCUCCAAACGGGGUUUUAGCUAAAUGCAGUUGACAGCAUUGUGCAGUCGAUGAUCUUGCCGGCAUUCAUUUUUAUAAAAAAGAAAACAUCUGAACCAGUUGAGACAGAAAUCUAUGAAUGUCAAACAUUCUGUAUUCAGAAUUAUCCUCUAGUUUUUAUUACUUUGAAUCUAAAAUGGAUUUAAAGUGAAUUUAACAUUUUAUGCCAAAAUAGUCAAACUAAGAAAUAUACUCGACUUUUUUUUCAAUUUCCUUUUAAAUUCUAACCAGUGAAUAACCGAAUUGUGUUUAGUAAAUAUGUCAAUAGCAAUUCCAGGUGAAAGUUAACAAUUUCCACACAGUUUUGGGAUUGAGCUUAACGUGUAAGAGUUUUUUUUUUUUUUUACUUAAGUGCUUUUUAUGAAGUUUUACUGAAGUUAAAGGAUAUUCUUCUUUUUAACUAUUUCAUGUCUUCUGUGGGGGAAAUCGGUUCUCUGUUGGCCUCGUGUAGGGCUGGAGGAAGAUAUAUUCCCCAGCACUAGUGAAUGCGUGACAUCACACAUCAGUUCUAGGCAGUGACUGAGCACGUGUGAGAUCUAUAUUUAGACUGGGCAGUUUCUACAAACGACUCAGACACACACACACACACAUGUUAUUAACUGAGAUAAUUGACUGAGAGCACAGAGCUAACCUGCCCCCAGCGCUCCCAGCCAAUGUCAACAAUAAUGUUAAAUGUUAAUUCCGCAGAGAUUAAUGUUGUCCCCAGUGUAUUUCAUGUCAAACUGUUCCUAAACUGUUUGAUAUUAUACAAGGGGAAGACACAAUAACCAAUUCAGCAAGAUGCAGGGCCAUCUUCAACGUGAGGCCCGCUGCCCUUAACUAUUUAUUUUUUCCCCCAUGAGUCACCGGUGCAGCCAGGGGCCCGCACACUAAGGAGGCCCAUCGGGUGACCCAUGCACUAAGGGCCACCCGAUGGGCAUUUGUAAGCAGGGGCCUGGUCGCGCUCUGAAGGCCCCUUGCUUUCGGCAGCCGGAUGGGAGGAAGUGAGAGCCGCAAGUCACUUCCUCCCACAGUGUACAGAGAGCCACACAGGAGACACCAAGGAGGCAGAGAGGAGUGGGGCUGGGCCGGUAGAGCCCGGUGCUAACCUCCAACAACCUCAGCCACCACUCUAGACACCAGGGAAGUCACACUCCAAGUAGGAAAUGGGAGAUAGGUGGGCAGGGUUCAGGGGACCCAAUACAUUGUUUUGCCAAGGGUCUUUUCACCCCAUACACAACAUUUUCAGCAGUGUUCUCUUUAUGAGUAACCCUAAUUAGCUGCCUUGCAAGUAAUGUAUUUGUGCCUUAUGCUCACAAACUGUAAUCAUGUUUGGAUUAUGACAGCAUUCUGAGAAUCUUACCAAUGCAAAACAUUUGUACCAUGUUUGUAUUUUAGUUUUAAUUUGUGUUUAAUUUGUAUAAAGGCUGGCAUAUCACGUCUAAUACAAUAUGUAGCAGAGCUGCAAUAUUAAAUCCCACGAUCUCCGCUGGUGAAGAAAGUAAUCCAAAGUAAAGCGCUGAAAAGUAAGGCAAUAUCCCAAAUCCCCCACUAACUGGACAAAACACAGUUCUGGGAGUCAACUGAGGUUUUUAUUCACAGCAUCCAGUAUUUAUGCAAGUCCCCGUGCAAGGGGUUUCCCUACUGACAUAGCAGGGGUAACACAGUAGGGGACUACAUCGGGGACUUAACAUUCUGAACAUUUCUCCCAUCAGGCACUGCUGCACGAGAGGGAUACUCCCACUGGAAUACACUGUUAAGUGGAUUAUCCCUCCAUGCAGCAGAACCGGCAUUUUACAUUUAAAUCCAUAACUUUAACAAUACUUGGUAGAUUUAAACGAAUGGACGUUCGGUAGAUAGCUGGGGUCUGAGUGCACAGUUCGUAAGAAUACCGCUCAGAUCCCAGCUAAAACAACUAAACGCCGCAUGAAACACACUUUGCCAUUGAGUUCGCACCAAAGUACCGAACACCGAUGGGGAACCCUAAUAGUGAAAGACCGGAGCUCCUGAACGGCCUAGAAGUCCAGCGGUGUUCGCGCCGUCGAGUAGCCGUUUUUAGUUCCACGCGCUCGACGACCAAACACCGCUGGGGGGACAAAGGAUCCAAGAUGGCCAACCGCCUCGUGGUCGGUAGCCGAACGGCAGCCACCUAGGAAAGCCUCUAAUUACCGAUUGCAACAUUGUUGCAAUCGGUUAACGAGCGCCACACGUCCCUCUCUGUGUGAGCUAUUAGGGGGUAGCUCAUUCGGUUCACGAACAGCCUGUAAAGUGGCUGUUCGUGAAACGAAACAAAUUAAUGCUAGCGGCUUUCGGCUGCUAGCAUAUGAAUUCAAUACAAACAUACAUUUCCACACAGUAAGCAGAAUACAUUUAAACCUUUGUAGUGCAGCAGUGUUCCGGACAACCUUUAAAGUCACAGCCAUAUAAUCUGAAGUGGCUAGGUUUGCCACACAAUAUAACUAUUCUCGAUAAUUCUGCAAAACAUGGAUAAAGAAACAGAAAGUAAAAGUUUACGUUUUUUUUAAAUUGUUGAGCACGAUAUGUGACACAAGUGUUUCUCUUUUCUAACAUCAUAUUCUUGCUUUUUAUCCUAUAUUUAAAUAGAAAAAAAACUACACUUAUUCCCCGAUAAAAAUGUUUUAAAAACCAAUGACCAAUUUUAAAACCUCUUAACACAACAAUAUAAAGAGAUAAAAACAGUUUUUUGGUUUUUUUUAAGGGAUCCAUUUGCAGAAAAAGCUUCUAAAAUUAGGAGAAGCUGACAAAUUGUUGAUGUGAAGCACUUUUUUCCAGACAAAUGGCAGGACCAGUUUCAUUCAAUCAGUAGGGACACCCCAGGCAGCCACCAACAAUGGGGCAAUGUACUUUAAAAAAUAUUAACAGGUAAUACUGUGCUUAGAAUUAAGUGAGUGCAAUUAAUCUGUCUGGGGAAAGCUGCCAAGUGAUGUCAGUGCUGUCUGGCAUGGCCGUCUGGUGUCACACUGUGUGGCUGUGUUAGGAAUGUCAUCUGAACGCUCAAUCUUGCUUGAGAGCAAAGAGCUGUGUCUACAUCAUUAUCAAUUAGCUCUUAAGUGCCCAGCGUUCUACGGACCAGAUUCAUCUUCUAAACCUAAGAAAGAUUCCUUGUUACGAUGGCUGGAUAUGGCUGGUGCUUUGAAACCACUGGCCGGGCAAAGAAUGUUAUAGCUUGUAAAAAGGAACGUUAAUUCACACCAUUUCAAACCUUUUUAAUGAUGUGGGAUAAUAGAGCAGCUUAUUAAACUAACCAGGGCUAUUACAACACAACAUCACUCUGUAAAGGAUCAUCGAUGUAGAAUUUAUGGCUUUAGAUCGCACACAUGACAUUUGCAUAGUCGCCUUAUUGGCAUAUGCAUAACCCCACCAUUACCCAUUUCCCAAUAAAACACUGACACCAUAAUUUUGGCAAAAUUAUAUCACAGCUUAAUUAAUUGUUAACAGUAAAUUUAAAGGUCAUUGUCAACAGCAUGCCAACAUUGGCCUGCACAAUUUCCAUCUUGCAUUUUACCUUUUAAACCCCUUGACAAUGACCCACUCCUACAUAAACAUAAUACCCCAAACAUUGUAACACCAUGUACUUAACAUUGAACAUAUCACCAUUGCCAAAAAAGGACACCACCCAUUGCCACCAAAGGUCACCACAAGUUUAGGGGCAUACCGAGACACCCCUACACACCCAGGUUCGGAGCUACCGACGAGCUCGAACCUACCAAACCAGUCCAAAGGCCUACCUAUUAGCCCUAAACUCCAAUUUUACCCCAUCUCACUCUUUUCUCCCCCCAAUAUUACUCUCCAUCCCCCGCCACAGCUCAGAGCUUGACUCCUCAAUCUCCUGAGCGACCUCCCCCACCCAGGGAAAAUAUUGCCCUCUGUACGCCUUCCUGAAAACCCAACAACAGAAAAUCCAAACCCACGUCGGAGAGAUGGACCCCAUCAUGCCUAUAAUAACCUGGAAGCAUGUCUUCCAACUCCAUAUGCCGAAUCACAACCCCACCCAACCGCCUCACAUACGCUGCCAUCACCUUGUUGACUUUUCCCUUAAUCUUGGCCACUGCGGAGGACUUCCACGCAUGCCGCCAGUGCAACCUCGGAACCAUUUCCGACCAUAUGACCAUAACCCCCGGCACUAACUCUCUCAGCUUGUCCACAUCCCUCUUCAUACUCGCAAUCAACUCCUUCUGUGGUACCAGCCCUACAUCAUUGCCCCCUGCGUGAAGCACAACCAUGUCCAGAACCUGCCCCAAACGAAUUUUGUUAAACAUUUCCAAACAAAUUGCAUUCCAACUCCAACCCCGGUAACCAAACCACCGAAGCUGAACCACGGAUUGCGGAAAGCCCGGCUGUAGACCAUAUCGGCGAACUGCAUCUCUCCGAUGCGCCCAAUAUAUAUAUACGAGUGUCUGACCACCCAUGCCGUCCAACCUGUAAAAACAUAACGAGAACAUAGACAAACACAAAACAAAACAACAUAAUACCACUGUCCACCACCAACCACCCCUAGGGCUUACACCAACUUAUCGGCCUGACGUAGGAUCUAAACCUCACCGACUCCCACCUGCCAAUCCUCUUCACCAACUCAUCCCCCAGGCCCAGUCUCGCAGCCACCGUUGCCGCGCCAGUCCUAAAGGAAUGAGUCCCGAAUUGGCCCGGGUCCACCCCCAGCCUUGACAACGCCAUCCGGAAGACCCUGAGAAACUGAAACUUCGAUAGGGAAGAGCCGUCCAAGUGCCUAAAAAAGGAACCCCGACACUCGCCCGAGCCUCGCGGAAGGCUGUUGCGCACCUGACCGGGCACACUUCCCCGCCUGGGAGCUCCCACAACGUAACCAAACUCCUUUUCCCCAACACGUCUGUUUUGGAACGCCUCAAAUUGAAGCCCCCCGGCCCCAAGACGAUUGCUGCUGACCAGCUCGCUGACUCGAAAAAGGCAAAACUAAAAACCACUGCAAACAAUGCGACUUCACACCCUGAAAAGCACACUUCGGGCAGCACUCUGACCACCCGCCGAAGCAAUUCGAAUGACACCGGUCUCCUGGAAUCAACCGACACCUUGCCCCUCCUAAAAUCUUUUUAGGCUUGCCUGAUGAGGAAAUGUUUUGUGACAUCCUCCCAACCGGCAAACUUAAACAGAAAGGCUAAAGCUGCUAACUUACGCCCGACUACCGCUGCUGAGGCCCCUGAGACGAACAGCCUACAAAGGAACCACAAUAACGAGUACAGCCGAGCCUCCCGCCAGAGCUGACCCCAGCUCCAGCUCGUCUCACUCCCCCCACACCUUACUGUACGCCGUCUAGGUAGCGGGUGCCAGAGAGUCCCUGAUCAGUCCGCCAAGCAUGAGCAAGCGAGCCACCACAUCUCGUCUGGGCAUGACAUCUCCUCCGCUUGCGCACCAAGCGCCGCAUGCCGAAACCUCUCCCACUGCGAACGAGACAAUGCGUCAGCUAUAACAUUCAAUAAUCCGGGCACGUGGCGUGCCCUGAAAACAAUAUUAAACUGCAUACAGAACAAGACAAAGAAGCCGCACUACCGGGAUAGAGGACGCUGAAAGCCCAUUUACUGCCUCUACCACCGUCAUGUUGUCCGAAAAGAAUACAAUCUUCCUAUCCCGCAACUGAGGACCACAUAAUGACAGUUCUACAACCAAUGGGAACAUCUCCAAGAAUGCCAAGUUGCGGAUCAGCGGGCUGGCCUUCCAUGCCGCCGGCCACGUUCCUGCACACCAGCGGCCAGCGAAGUUAGCCCUGAAACCGACACUCCCCGACGCAUCCUUAAACAGCUCCAAGUCCGGGGACGACGAAAAAACACCUUCCCAUUAAAAUCCUGUAAAAAGGCCACCCAGACGUCCAGAUCGGCCUUCAUAGCCGCUGAGACACGAAUAAGAUGGUGUGGGAACACCCCCCCCCCCGUUGCCCUAGCCAAGAACCUGUUAAAGACCCUACCCACCGGAAUCACCUGACAGGCAAAGUUUAGCCGACCCAGCAAUGACUGAAGCGUCCGGAGCGUGACUUUUUUUAGCUCCCCGCACCUCAGCCACUGCCUUCCGAAGUUCCAGCAACUUAUCCUGCGGCAGCCUACACUCCCUUUUAACUAUUAGUCUAUCUCCAAGCCCAAAAAACUCAAGCAUGUCGUAGGUCCCACCGUUUUGUCCCCGGCCAAAGACAUGCGCCACCCACUCCAGUGUCCUCAGUCCUAUGUGACAUUCCUCUGAGCCGGGAGGCCCGAUGCAUAAGAAAUCAUCCAGGUAAUGAGCUUAGUGCCCACCUCUAUCUUCACCACCCAUUCCAGGAAUGUGCUAAACUUUUUAAAGUACGCACACGAUAUAGAGCAUCCCAUGGGCAAGCAUAAGUCCACAAAAUACUCGCCGUCGAAGUGACACCCCAAUAAGUGAUGACACUCGGGGUGAAUUGGAAGCAGGCAAAACCCCGCCUCCAUGUCCACCUUCUCCAAUAAUGCCCCACGACCCGCCCACUGCACCAAAUUCACCGCUUGGUCGAAUGAGGCGUUCGACACUGAGCACAGUGCCUUGUCAAUGUCAUCUAUAACCGACGACCCUUUGGGGUAAGAAAGGUGAUGUAUUAGGCGGUACUUACCCAACUCCUUCUUGGGAACCACCCCCAGUGGGGAAACCCUCAGGUUAGGUAGAGGGGGCUCCUUGAACGGCCCCGCCAUCCUACCCAACUGAACUUCCUUAAACAACUUCUCCCUAACCACCCCCGGAAACUUCCCCACUGAUUUUAGGUUGCGCAGCCGAUGUACCAUUACCCUCUCCCAAAACGGGAUCACAAACCCUUUUAAAAAGCCCUCAUCAAGCAGAACCACAUCCUCCCUGUUAACGCAGCGGCUUAGCCAAGGUAGCAUCGCGCUGACCUUUACCGGCGUUGCCCCAGUUGCAGUGGAUGAGGCCGAACCCCCGGGCGGCUGCCUUACCUUUCUUGAAGCACCUGUGCAAUCCAUGGGUACCUCCACAACCGGAGCACUCAUGCUUGAAGCGACAUGUAGCCCCCAUUUGUACUGCCCUUUGUUAUAGAGCCAAUAAUAGCCCCGCUUUUGGUUGGCCAACACGGUGGUGGAAGCGUCCGUGCCAGCCCCCGGCUGAAAGGGAGACGCCUUCUGUGCCAUCAUAAGCUUCAUCCAGAGCGGAAGAUCCAUUUGGUCCCACCGCAUCCCCGGAUUAGCCACCAGGCGCUGACGUAACUGCUCGUCAUAUCGCCACCACGUGAGACCCCCAUACGUGCGAUACGCUUCCCACACGCCAUCCAAAAAGCAAAAUAGCUGCGAACAGCGCUUCGCUGCCUUCUCGCCCAUCACACUGGCCAAAAUGCUGAAUGCCCUCAACCAAUUCCCAAACGUCUUAGGUAUCUUCCUAUACCGCCGCUUCUUUUCCUCAUCCUCCUUCUUAACGUCCUUCUUAUCUUCCUCCUUGAGGUCAAGGUAGUCCUCUAGGGGGAGAAGUGAAAAGAGUUCCACAAACUCCCCUUUCCAAAUAUGAUCCUUCACCUCCAGUUUUAAGUGGCAGCCUAAAGGGCCCGCAAAAGAAACGUGUACGUUCUGCCGCGCGGCCUCCAGGAUUCCCCCAAGUAAACUGGCCCUCUCACUCACCGGCUCAGGUGCCGCUACCGUGGAGGUCAUGCCCAACUCCCCGUCCCCGCUGCCCCCGGCCACCACAACCCCCACCGGACUAGACGCUGAAACCUCCCCCUGUGGAGCCCGCACGUUACUGCAAUCCCCAACUCUCCCUUUUCCCGCACCCCAAGAAUCAAUUAAAUGCUUAAUGCCCUCCAACAGCUCCCCUGAUUGCUGCAAAGACAAUGUCUCACCUUCUGAACCCCUUUGCCGCCGAAGCCCAUGGAGUUGCCGACCGACCAUGGCUGUCCUGACCCAAGCGCUCCACUGCUUUGAGCCGUACUCCUAUAGUGCCAGAUCUCACCCGAUCCACGGGCGACCGUGAAGACGCCUGUCCCAUGACACGGUCAAGCUCUGUUAUACACUCAGACACAUUACUGGGAGUAUUAUUACUGUGGGGCUCUGUUAUACACUCAGACACAUUACUGGGAGUAUUAUUGCUGUGGAGCUCUGUUAUACACUCAGACACAUUACUGGGAGUAUUAUUGCUGUGGAGCUCUGUUAUACACUCAGACACAUUACUGGGAGUAUUAUUGCUGUGGAGCUCUGUUAUACACUCAGACACAUUACUGGGAGUAUUAUUGCUGUGGAGCUCUGUUAUACACUCAGACACAUUACUGGGAGUAUUAUUGCUGUGGAGCUCUGUUAUACACUCAGACACAUUACUGGGAGUAUUAUUGCUGUGGAGCUCUGUUAUACACUCAGACACAUUACUGGGAGUAUUAUUGCUGUGGAGCUCUGUUAUACACUCAGACACAUUACUGGGAGUAUUAUUACUGUGGAGCUCUGUUAUACUCUCAGACACGCCAACAAUAUGGAGCUCCUAGAAAAGAGGGACAGAAUGAUUUGGGCUCAUAAUUGGGACUGUCCCUCCCAAAUAGGGACACUUUGAGGUUUGUACCUGAGUGCGUCUGCAGCUAUGUGCCAGCAGUGACAUUGAUAGCAUCACUGGUACAGCGGCAAUUAUGCAUCUCAUUCUGUAACACUUCUUUCUUCUCAAUUUCAGAAUCUAUAAAAAUGUUUUAUUACUAGUCACAGCGAUUUAACAUUAACCGAUAAGUUGUGAUCCUGACAUACAUACAUGGAAUUGUAAUUUCUUAUAUUAUUGUUUUUUAAAACACAUUCCAUACACAUCAGUGCAUGAAAACAACAAACCCUUUCAUAAAAUCUUCUAUGUUUUUUAUCACGCAGGGUGGGAAUGUGAGCUGUUACAGAAUAAAGUGUCCAGUUCUUCAUUGUGUCCACACGGUCACCGAACCUCACCAGUGUUGCCCAAGAUGUAUUGGUAAGUAUUGACAUGGCUUUGGCUUCACAAUAAUCACAGGGUUUUACAGAGACAAUCAUCCAAUAAACCUUUCGCUUCCAAAAAUAUAUACACAUUUUACUUUCAUUUGCAAAGCAAUAUGAGCCAAACAUAGCUAAAAAAUCAACAACGCCUCAUCUACCUUCCUGCCAGGGAUUCAUUCUGACCCUCCAAAUGUGCUGAAAAUGACAGCGUACCCUCUGCCCUCUCAGGAAAGGAAGCAUUAAAUAAAAUAACUUUAUUAGUGAAUUAUACUAUUAUGUUAGUGAAAGCAGUAUAAAUACCAAGAUUUCUGCAGGACUUCUUAAAUCCCUGUAUUUUACAGAUAAAUGAUUCCACUGUAAUUACUGUACAUGUUCUUUUGACAUUGUUGGGAAAUAUCCUCGCUAUUAAUGCAAUCAAGGUCCUUACAAAAAGCCAUAAGCAAUAUCUGACAACAUUCAUCUGUAUAUUUUUGUGAAACCUACCUUGCAAAAUUCAGGUAUAAUAGCCAAACUGUGUGUAAAAGGUUAUUCCGGCAUUGAUUUGGGGGAUAUUCUGAGGUUUCAGUUCACUGUGUGUGUUGUAUGAGGGGAAUAAUCUGUGUUGUAUUUUAGAGUGACUGUCAGUGUUGUGUAUGUGGGGGAUACUUUGUGUUGUAUGUGGGCUGUGUGUGUUGUGUGAGUAUGUGUGAGAUGGUAGGUUGUGGGUUUUGUAUGUGGGUUGUUUGUAUGACAUGCUGUGCAUGUGGUGACACUGUGUGUUGUGUGAGGGAGACAGUGUGUGUGUGUGUGUGUAGACAUGUGUUGUGUCUUUAGGAAGACUGUAUUUUUGCAUGUGUGGGCUGUGUGUUGUGCGAGGGGAAGAUGGGUGUGUUAUGUGACUGGGGAGGUCAUGUGUUUUCAGUCUCCCCAAUAAUUUUGACAUUUAAAAUUGUGCAUCGUUUUUGGUUGCCCCCACGUCUACUUAGCUAAACCAUGGAGGGGUGUUUUAGACAUAUCUGUGUAAAUAUCUUUGUAGUCUCUGAGAAGCCAAUAUGGCUUGCUCUAGAUCUUAUCACAUUGAAGUUCCCUUAGAAGAGGAGCAUGCAAUGGCUAAAGCUAGGGUUGCCUUAAAGGGACACUCCAGUCCCCUCAAGCACUGCAGCUGUCUGAAAUGUUUUAUGUGUGACCUCUUUUUUCAUUUCACAUUAAAUACAGAUUUUAAUAGAAAUUGGCCUUUUUUUAGGAAUUGUCCUGUAACUUGUACGCAGUACUGGAGACCAUAUCUCCAGAAGGAUAUUGAUACCUUAGAGAGGGUUCAGAGAAGGGCUACUAAACUGGUUCAUGGAUUGCAUGAUAAAACUUACCAGGAAAGGUUAAAGGAUCUUAACACGUAUAGCUUGGAGGAAAGACGAGACAGGGGGGAUAUGAUAGAAACAUUUAAAUACAUAAAGGGAAUCAACACAGUAAAGGAGGAGACUAUAUUUAAAAGAAGAAAAACUACCACAACAAGAGGACAUAGUCUUAAAUUAGAGGGACAAAGGUUUAAAAAUAAUAUCAGGAAGUAUUACUUUACUGAGAGGGUAGUGGAUGCAUGGAAUAGCCUUCCAGCUGAAGUGGUAGAGGUUAACACAGUAAAGGAGUUUAAGCAUGCGUGGGAUAGGCAUAAGGCUAUCCUAACUAUAAGAUAAGGCCAGGGACUAAUGAAAGUAUUUAGAAAAUUGGGCAGACUAGAUGGGCCGAAUGGUUCUUAUCUGCCGUCACAUUCUAUGUUUCUAUGUUUCAAUGGAGCUAAACUCAAGAGACAGCAAUUCAGAGCACCUGCCUUGCAAAGACUUCCCAUUGAGCUGUAUUGGGAAGUCUGUGAUUGGACAGCCAUAGAAAGUCUGGCUGGGGUUAGAAGGGGAGGGGUUGCAAUGGCAGCAGACAAGAAAAGUGCAGAUUUUGAAGGCUGUUUUAGAUAUGAACCUAGCAAUGAAAAAAUGCAUGCAAGUUUUACAGUGGUUUUCUUUCAUGUAUUUUAAAUUUGGCCCGUGGAGUGUCCCUUUAAGUUUUCGUUCCAGUUCUUGGCUGCUGAAUGAUGGAGAGUUGUGGAGCUCUUUUAUAGACUCAGACACACCAACAAUAUGGAGUUGAUAGAAAAAAGGGACAUAGAGAAUUGUGUUCAAGAUAUGGACUGUUUCUCUUAAAUAGGGACACUUGGGAGGGAUGGAAAUUGGAAGUGAAUAUGGUGUACUGCAAGGAGUGUAUAUGUUCAGUUAUAUAUACUGGUAUAUUAGAAUUACUGGUAAAAUAGGCCUAAAAUAUGAAAUUAAUUUUAGGGGUUAUUCACAAAAGUGGGAAUUGUGGGGAAUUUGAAGUGAAAUAAAAAUGGAAAAUUCUCCAAGUAAAUUGAGCUAUUUCGGCCUAAAAUCCGAAAUUCUCUGCGAAGUCAUGGUAAUAGAAUCUUUGUCGGUGUACACACCUUCCUGUUGUUUACCUGUGACUUUAUCAUUGUUUCUUUAUUAAAUUUUCUCACAACAAAUUUUCUUCAUAACCAAAAGGACUGGAGAUAACAUGACAAUACGCCUUUUUGUCUACGGAUCCGGCCUAGGAUUUAAAUAGAAAGGAGAAAAGUAAAUGUGUUUAAUAAAGGCAGUUUCGUGCUCAGAGUGAGGUUUUUUUUUUUUUUUUUGAGGCAACACAGAUAUCAUAAUAAUGCAAACCUUAGAACUAACAGUUUGUUUAAUCCCGAGACUUCAAAACGUUGAUAAAACUGUUUACUUCUUGGGAAAAGAUGGGCCCAUUAGUCAGGAGCCAGACUGAAAUAAAAGCAAUCUGCUUAGCAUCAACAUCUGUCCAUUGAUUUAACCUCCGAAGGACAGAGCCAGAUAGGUGCAUGAUGUGUAUUUUUGGAAUGGAUUUGGCAUACUACUGCCUAUUAAAGAGUUAAUGGUGUUAUUAAAUAUUUUAACCCUGUCUGUGCUGUUUAUCCAUCACCUGUCUCCACAGAGCCGCACUCACCGUCUGGUCUCAGAGCGCCUGUGAAAUUUUGCCAGCAUAACGGAACAACCUACCAGCAGGGCGAAAUGUUUACCACGUACGACCUCUUCCCCUCACGGCAGUCCAAUCAGUGUGUGCAGUGCAGCUGUUCGGUACGUUCAAUAACUUCACUGUCACUAUUAGUACUCUGCUAUCAUCAGAAGCCUGAUAAACCCAGAAUUAAUAGCAGCCCAUGAACAGGGGGUAUUGUAGGAUUCAUCGCUAACUUUCUUAAUGUUGGAAACCUAUGGAAAGGCUUACCAAGGUAAAGGUAAACUGUUUGAAAAUGAUUGCAUUUCCACCAUAAUUGUCUCCACUGGAGUCCUGGCACCAUAGCACCAUAAGCAUCAGUGAGCUGUAGUGAUUUAGAUUGGCUCUUUAACGUAUUCAGAACUUUACCAUUGUUUAUAGCUUUUCAUACAAGCUAUCUGUUUUAUAUUUUAAACACACUCUCCCUUUGCUGAAGUUUAAAAAAAAUAGUUGAUAGUUUUAGUAUUGUAUUGUGUUCGCAAGAUUGACCAUCUUCUUUGAAUCCAACUUUCUGUUUAACCAGCUUCUGUCUGGAUUCUGCGCUCAUCACUCUGUUGAAACAGCUCUGACCAAAGUAUCCAAUGAUUUCAUUGCUGCUAAAUCCAGUGGUCACUAUUCUCGUCCGAUUAUCCUUGACCUUUCUGCUGCUCUUGUUCAUCAAUGACUUUUUCUCAUUCGCCAUAAUCUUGGUCCACAAGAGCUUUCCUGGUUCUCCUCUCCCAAUGUCUUCCGGUGUUUAAUUUUCUGGUCCGUCCUCUUCUCUGCAAGCCCUCUCUGUUGGUGUUCCCAGGGUUCUUGCCUUGGUCCCCUACUGUUCUUGAUCUUACUUUGUUCCUUGGUAAACUCAUGACCUUCUUUGGCUUCCAAUGCUACAUCUAAAGAGAUAACAUGCAAAUCUACCUUCCUAUGGAUAGGAAUUGCCCCGCUACAGUCUGUAAUGAAUGCUGCAGCUAGACUGAUUUUCCUCUCUAGUCAGUCCUCUCACACAUCACCCCUCUGCCAGUCCUUACAUUGGCUCCCUGUAUCCUAUAGGAGUCAAUUCAAAGUGCUAACCCAUACAUUUAAAGCACUGAACAAUUCUAGCCCCUCUUAUAUCUCCUCAAUGAUCCAUAGGUAUGCCCCUCCUCGUUCCCUCCGCUCUGCCCGUGACCACCUCCUGAUCGCUGCUCGCACCCGUACAGCCAACUCGCGCUUGCAGGACCUCUCACGGGUGGCUCCUUUCCUAUGGAAUAGCCUGCCUACCGCCAUCAGACUCUCCCCUAGUCUUCAAUCAUUUAAGAAGAGCCUUAAAACCCAUCUCUUCAGGAAAGCUUAUGGCCUCCCAGAGUAACCUCUACCUUACGUUCCUGUAUCUUGCUCUCCCCUAUAGGGCAGAACUCUACCCCUUCCUCCAGCUCUGCUUCACUCCCACCCUAUUUGAUAUUUCCUGUCCUAACGUGUCUUAUACCCCACCUCCUAUAGACUGUAAGCUCGUUUGAGCUGGGUCCUCUUCAACCUAUCGUUCCUGUAAGUUUUCUUGUAAUUGUCCUAUUUAUAGUUAAAUCCCCCUCUCAUAAUAGUGUAAAGCGCUACGGAAUCUGUUGGCGCUAUAUAAAUGGCAAUAAUAAUAAUAAUAAUAACAUGCAGUACUUCCCUUCCUAUGGAAUAGCCGGCUUACCGCCAUCAGACUCUCCCCUAGUCUCCAAUCGUUUAAGAAGUGCCCUAAAACCCAUCUCUUUAGGAAAGCUCAUGGCCUCCCAGACUAACCUCUACCUCACAUACCUGUUGCUCUCUCCUAAAGGGCAGCACUCUACUCUCUCCUCCAGCUCUGCUUCACUCCCACCUUAUUUGAUUUCUAUUUCCUGUCCUAACGUGUCUUAUACCCCACCUCCUAUAGAAUGUAAGCUUGUUUGAGCAGGGUCCUCUUCAACCUAUCGUUCCUGUAAGUUUUUUUGUAAUUGUCCUAUUUAUAGUUAAAUCCCCUCUCUCAUAAUAUUGUAAAGCGCUACGGAAUCUGUUGUCGCUAUAUAAAUGGCGAUAAUAAUAAUAAUGUACCUGUCCUCUGCUGAUCUCUAACCAUCCCUCUUGAUUCAUGCCUCAGAUAUAGGCCUCAAUUUAAAGUUCUGGUACUUACAAAGUUUAUUCUGUUGUGGGUGCACUGUUUGUGCGAAUUAAUAAUGUGUAUAUUUAAAGGUGCAUUGUCAGUGUUAAUAAGUGUGUGUUUGUGGAUGUAGUGCUAGUGUGAGUGAACGUGUGUAUUUCCUGCUGUAAUGUUAGUGCGAAUAAGUAUGUGUGUGUAUAUGUAGAGCAGUGGCAGUCUAAAUGCAAUGGGCAUACUUGUAAUGAAAGGGCAGAAUAACAUCUACACACAUUUUUAUUAUUAAAGUGGAAUCUGCAAACUUUGCUUUCAUCAUUUCAGAUCAUAUCUUUUUACAUGUGAUACCACUUUGAAAAGCAUUUCUCAAAAUAAAUAAUGCAGGCUCAUGGAAUCGGCUCUAAGAUUAAUUAUGUUGCUAGAAUCAGUCCAGGUGUAAGAGAUUUUCUCUACAAAUGUCAGUAUUCCCAACUUAUCCCCAGUAUUCCGACAGCCCUUUCCUGGCCAGUCUCCAUAUUCCAUGAUAGUGUGACCGGCAGUGCACCGUGCCCUAUAGUCCCUCAUUCCUCUCCAUUUUUCUAUCAGUGUUACGUUGUGGUCUCCUUCCAGUCGUCCUGUUCCGUCCUCUCUUGUACUGCUUGUGCCCUUCCUUUCAGUUGUGUUUGUUCUCUCGCAAGUUACAUGCUUUCUUCCUCUUCCAUAGCUCUCUUUUUGCUCACUUUUCUUUAAUUUAUUUUAUAUAUAUAUAUUCUUUCAAUACUCACAGAAAGGAUUAUAAUUUUAAAAACUAUUCUUGAGGUCCUUUAACGUAGACUAAUAACUAUGAAAACCAAUAAGAUCAGCUGUAAGAGUCCAUUGCUUUCCUUGGUGACUGAGUCUAGUUCUCUCUUAAAAUUCUCUGUUUCCGUUUCAGGAUGGACAGAUCUACUGUGGGUUAGUGACGUGCCCGGAGUUGGUUUGUUCCUCUCCACUUACCGUCCCAGAUUCCUGCUGCCCAGUCUGCAGAGGUAAGUGUUCAAAGUCCCCAGAAUUAUUCCCUAUAUACCGGAAUAAUCUCUGGCAAUCAAGUCCUUAUACAAAAAUAAAGGGGCUCCUAUACUGUAAUUAAAACCCCUUAUGCCAUGGUAACUCAUAUUACAGGUAUCAUUAAUAAUAUCUGCAUAUGGUAUGUGAAAAUAUUCUACAGUAUUUUAAUUAUUACAAUAUAAUAAUAAAACACAAAGUAUUUCAAUAUUUUGGCAGAAUAUUAAUUGAGGUUCAAAAUUUGCAGUCUCCAGGAAUUCUCCAAGUUAGUUUCAUUUAGUGGGUAAAAUGUUUUGGAUUGGAAUUGGUGGCCCUUUUUGGGCAGCCUGCUCUUACAGUCCAAUCCAAUAAUGUCCAGGAUUCUUGGCUUAAAUAUAUGGGGUAUCUUUAGGCCCAUGAAUUGGCUAUGGUGGCAUGUCAUUGUUCUUUAUUGUUAUUUUUUUGCAACAAUAUAAUGGGUUGAAUGUAUGGCUAGAAAAUAACUUUGCGGUCAGUCUAUAGCAGCCCCUGAUGUAUGUUACUUCCAUUUUUUCUGACAAAAGCAGAUCACUGAGCGUGUGGGACAUUUGUAGUUAUGCCAUUCUGUAUUCACUUUUUUUUAUACAAAUUUUUUAAACGUAUCUAAUUUCAAAGAGUUUUAAAAUGUUAAUGGUUGCUGAGUGACAGUUUUUUUUUUUAUAUGUGUUUUGCAGACAGUUCAUAUGAGAGAUCAGGAGAAGAGGAACAACUCCAGUUAAACAGAGGUGUUGUACGUGACAUUUCAUUUUCUAAACAAAAAAAUGUAUUGAGUCUUUUUUAAAAUGCAAAUGUUGGUUGGAAUCAUUUAGAACAUGUCACAAUUUAAUCAGAUCUUUUGUAAAACCGUAAUUGGAUCCAUACAAUUAUUUGGUGACGGGAAAGCAGACAAUUGCAUUUUCGUAGAAAAAAAAUAUUAUCUUGUUUGUAGUCCGACUCAAAUAUUUGACCUCCUAGCAUUGGGCAUCCAAGUGACUACGCAUGUUACUGGUGAAGCCCAUAAUGGUUGGAGCACUGGUUGCUGACUGAUGGGUUCUGUAUGUCUGACCCCCAGCCCACAAGACCUUGCAGAGAGUGCUGCUGAAGUGCUGUCUGCUGGGUCCUAGUACACAUUAACAGCGAUAACACGCCUAAUGGUGUGCUUGCGCUGUGCUGUCUGAGGAUAGUUCCCGGGAGACUAAGGAUGGUGGGACAGGAGCACAAAAAUGGGACUGUCCCAUCAAAAUCGAGAUUGCUAACUGACAUGUAUCUCUGUGUGAAGUUCUGUUACGACAGAGGGAGGAUACAUAUGUCUUGCCCGAGAUGAGGCCUCCAAGCUUCAUUGAGGUAAUCCUUACAUUAUUACCCAUUCAUUAUGUGAAUGAUAUCAUCGAUGAAGUCGCCAUCCGUGCUUUACGGAAAGUUCAUACAACUACAGUAGAAUAUAUAUAAAAAAGUAAAGUUUAAAUAAAUCUAUAUAUAUUCAAAAUGUUUUAACUUUUUCUAUUGUGGCCUAUAAAUGUAAUUUCUAGGUCAAUUACCAACAACUCCCAGCUUACACAAUAUUUCUUUUUAUUUUUUUAAAGGAACACUUCAGUAACCAUAAGAUCUUCAUCUAAAUGAAAUUGUUAUGGUGCCAGAGAGCCCCUGGGUCUAACCCAAAAUGCUGCCGCCAGCCCUUGAUAUCCAUGUCCCCCAGCAGUAUUCAGGUUCUAAAACCAAGGCUCGGGAAAAACAGAGUGCAUUAGGCAGGGGAGCUGAUGAUUGGCUAGAGCAGACAGCUGAUGCUGAAAACCAAUCAGUCGCUCCACAUUUGUAAAAUAAGGCUGGGUGACCUGGUGCACUGGAGGCAUCCUUUGGGGUUAAACUGCAAGGCAAGAGAGAACCUCCUGGUAUUAUUGAUGAAGUUGUUAUGAUGACGAAGUGUUCCUCUAACUAUACUUUUACAUUAAACAUAAAUACUAUUUUAUCCCAUGUUAUUGUGCUGUUUAUCUCAUGUUUCAAAUUAGUCACCAAUUGUCCACUGCCCCAUACCAGUUCUUAAUUCUCAGUUAUUGCACAAUGACUGCACAGUGAAAUAUACCCAGAGAUAUACAGCUAGAUAGCCACUUGUGUUCGGUAUUUUAGCAUGCUUAGUUUUUUACAAGUCCCGUGUGCAUACCCCCCAACAUUAGGAAUUAUGAUUGGAAUAUAAAGGCGAAAAAUAAAGAGUAUGGGGCAAGACAAUGAUUCUUGAGAAGAGUACUCAACCCAACACCCAACACAAUGGUUCCCCCCAAAAAGAGUAAUUCUGGCUGUCAUGCAUCCUUGGCUGAAUAGCAAUCUUGCUGGCCAAUCCCAUUCAGAGCUGCCUUAGCAUAGUGCUACUAAAUUCCCUGAAUGUCAGUUCACACAGUGCAAGCGUUUCUAUUGAUUCUUUUAUUUCUUCUUAUUGGGGAUACCGAAGUUGGACACAAGAUAACAAACUUGGUGUAGGGGGUAAAGUCCCAAAUUUGGUGCUAUCCCACUAAACCUGUAGUUGUCAGGAGGUGUGGAUGUGCCUGGGGUUUGGCAUAGGGGAUAAGUGAUGUUUUGUAAUUAGGAAUGUUAUAUAAGAGGUAAAACCAUCAAGUUUUUAAGGCGGCUUGUAUUGAUAGUAAUAGAAAUUGCCACAAGGAAUUAUCAUUGAAAAAUUUUUUUAUUACACGAGAAAAAUAAACUGUUUCCAUUUUUCAUUAGUUCCUGGGAUCUGUACAAUAUGGUAGAACAGAAAAACAGAACUCUUUCAUUUUUAACCAUUCAUUAAAUGUAGUAAAGGCCCUGAAUUGUUACAUUUUUAUUUUGGAAAUAGUUUAGGCAUUAUUUGGGUUGAAUUCCAGAGGUUUCUGGACCAAUUUGAAUGCAUGCAUGGAGGUUCCAAUAUAAAGAUAAUUCAAGGCAGUUUGGAGAAGACCUCACUCGGUUUGUUGAAUGAUUCAUUUUUAUUAUUAUUUAGACCAUUUUCUUAGACUUUGUUAUUAAAAAUCCAGGCCUUAAAUAACCCGUAACGAGCUGUAGGAGAAAACCACCAAAUGUAGGCACAGAAAUCGGGGGGUUAUUGGUAAUGAUUGUGAAAGUGUCUGUUUUGGGUCUGCUAGAGGCAUUCUCAGGACCAGUGUCUGACUGAGCUUCUCAACAAAAGGUCUCCGGGUGCCACAGCGUCCACCCUUAUCAGCUCAUCACUUGGCUUCAAUCCCCGGAGCUUCAAACAGAAAGGUGGUGGAGGAGGCACGACAGUGAAAAUUCUGAUGAAAGAAAAGCAUAAAAAAGGUAUGCAUGCUGACCGUCUCUAUAAAAAUAUAAUAAUGACAAACUUAAAGGGUUGAUUCCCUCUAAACAGUUUUGUGGGGAAGGAUGAAAAGGGAAGGACUCCUCCCCAAGUAAUACCGGUUUAUGGUGUCUUAGAUGAAGGAGCACUCGAGUGCUAGAAAUAAAUACAUUUAUUUGCAACACUAGUGAUGUCGGUCACUAGUGAGGGUCCUUCAAACAAAUCGAAUUUUUCUCAAAGAGAAGGGCUGGACUACUAGGGUGCUUUCAUCCUGGCUCCUUGUCAGUCGUUAUUAUAAACUCUGUCCAUUGCACCUGGCAGUCGGCAUAAAGAUCGCAUACAGAGUAGAGGGAAAUGAAGCGAUGUUUAUAAUUAUUCUCUUCAUUUGCAUUGCUUGCCCUGUCUGUGCCUUGUUUGAAAUGGAUGGUGAUGUCAUUUGCUAUAUCUUUAAUAUAAAUUUUAAAAAACCGAAAGCCUCUCAAGAAAUAAAAAAUUUUAAGACACAUUAUAGGAAUGUAAUCCCUAGACAAUACGCCUCGUAACCAGGAUAAAAAAUAAAAAUAAAAAAAAAUUAAAUUUUUUAUUUUAGUUGUGCAAAAGGUUGAUAUACAGGUUGUUGUCCAACGACAACAUAUACAGGUAUUGCAAGUUAUGUAAAAUCGUGGUAAGCGAUAGGACUGCACAGUUUUUUUUGUUUUUUUUUAAUAAAACAGGUUCAUUCAGGUUAUGUCAGCUUAUGGGAGGGCAAUAAGAUUGAAUGAAUGAGACAAUUUUUGGCUGAUUUUAGAGGAGUCAAAGAUGCAAAAGUGAAACAUUAUAUACGUAGAAAGUUACAAGGUGAGGAGUGUCACUAGUGCUGCACGAUUAAAUACUAGAACAAUCACACAUUGGGUGGGUGUAUGUAAAAACCCUCUCUAUUCUUCAAGCAAGAUGUACACAUACUGUGUGGAAAGCGUCUCACUCUUGUAAUUUAAGUCACAUAAAAGAUGUACAAGUAGUAUGUUCGAUUAGCUAGUUUAAAUCCUGGUUACUAAGGGACGAGCGGUAUUGAGCGAUGGCGUGGCCUGUAAGAGCUAUGCAUUGCCACCAGUACUCAUGGCCUGUGCUCGGGUAGUCUUUAUAGUGUAGUAGGGCAUUUACGGUACGAGGUGCUUACAUACUUUACAGUUAAGUUUAGCUAGUUACGUCCUCUAACCUAGGAGGACACGGGGGUAAACAUACUAGCGCACAUGAGUGGGGUCACCAGCAGUUAUAUCAACAUGGAAAUAAAAAUUAAAUACUAAACAUGAACACAAUUAAAGGUAACAUUAAUAAGAGACGUGUUCUUGUGGUGCUACGGGUUUCAUGUCCCAUCUUUUGUGCUGUCACUGCCUCUGGGGAUGAAAGUUAUUAGCUGUUUUGGGUCCCAGGCUUGUGGGUUAAUGGAGUGGCUGGAGUUAGGGUCUGCGUUGGUAUUCCUAAUGCUUCGAAGAAGGAGGGGCACUCUGCCGGUGAGGUAAGUCUCAGCGUGGUGUUAUUCUUAAUGUAACCAGCAUUUUUAAAGGGGGACUGUUACUUAUAUAGAAAAUAACAUUAAAUAAAACAUUGAAAAUUCCCUAUAACUCGUGGUAACCUUUUUCUUCAUGUGAGCUUCAGUUUUCUGUAAAAUGCUUAAUAAAGGUUUAGCAUUCCAGUUUAGUUCAGGCACAGCCAGGGCACACAAUGCAAAUGAAGAGGAGAAAUAGAAACAUUGUUUCCUGUUUCCACUUCUCUGUGUGCUUUCUCAAUGCUGACUGCCAAGUGCAAAGCACAGGGCUCAUAACAAUGACUAACAGGGAGCUAAGAUGGAGGCACCCAGUUGCUGAAUUAAUUAGUGUGAAUUUCUAAAUUGACAAUUAUUUUUUUCAUACCUCACAAAUACAGUCAGGUCCAUAAAUAUUGGGACAUCGACACAAUUCUAAUCUUUUUGGCUCUAUACACCAACACAAUGGCUUUGAAAUGAAACACACAAGAUGUGCUUUAACUGCAGACUUUCAGCUUUAAUUUGAUGGUAUUUACAUCCAAAUCAGGUGAACGGUGUAGGAAUUAUAACAGUUUGUAUAUGUGCCUCCCACUUUUUAAGGGACCAAAAGUAAUGGGACAAUUGGCUGCUCAGCUGUUCCAUGGCCAGGAGUGUGUUAUUCCCUCAUUAUCCCAUGUACAAGGAGCAGAUAAAGGGUCCAGAGUUCAUUUCAAGUGUGCUAUUUGCAUUUGGAAUCUGUUGCUGUCAACUCUCAAUAUGAGAUCCAAAGAGCUGUCACUAUCAGUGAAGCAAGCCAUCAUUAGGCUGAAAAAACAAAACAAACCCAUCAGAGAGAUAGCAAAAACAUUAGGUGUGGCCAAAUCAACUGUUUGGAACAUCCUUAAAAAGAAAGAACGCACCGGUGAGCUCAGCAACACCAAAAGACCCGGAAGACCACGGAAAACAACUGUGGUGGAUGACCGAAGAAUUCUUUCCCUGGUGAAGAAAACACCCUUCACAACAGUUGGCCAGAUCAAGAACACUCUCCAGUAGGUAGGUGUAUGUGUGUCAAAGUCAACAAUCAAGAGAAGACUUCACCAGAGUGAAUACAGAGGGUUCACCACAAGAUGUAAACCAUUGGUGAGCCUCAAAAACAGGAAGGCCAGAUUAGAGUUUGCCAAACAACAUCUAAAAAAGCCUUCACAGUUCUGGAACAACAUCCUAUGGACAGAUGAGACCAAGAUCAACUUGUACCAGUGUGAUGGGAAGAGAAGAGUAUGGAGAAGGAAAGGAACUGCUCAUGAUCCAAAGCAUACCACCUCAUCAGUGAAGCAUGGUGGUGGUAGUGUCAUGGCGUGGGCAUGUAUGGCUGCCAAUGGAACUGGUUCUCUUACAUUUAUUUAUGCUGUGACUGCUGACAAAAGCAGCAGGAUGAAUUCUGAAGUGUUUCGGGCAAUAUUAUCUGCUCAUAUUCAGCCAAAUGCUUCAGAACUCAUUGGACGGCGCUUCACAGUGCAGAUGGACAAUGACCCGAAGCAUACUGCAAAAGCAGUGGAAAGAAGUGGAAUGUUAUGCAAUGGCAAAGUCAAUCACCUGACCUGAAUCCGAUUGAGCAUGCAUUUCACUUGAUGAAGACAAAACUGAAGGGAAAAUGCCCCAAGAACAAGCAGGAACUGAAGACCGUUGCAGUAGAGUCCUGGCAGAUCAUCACCAGGGAUGAAACCCAGCGUCUGGUGAUGUCUAUGCGUUCCAGACUUCAGGCUGUAAUUGACUGCAAAGGAUUUGCAACCAUGUAUUAAAAAGUGAAUGUUUGAUUUAUGACUGUUAAUCUGUCCCAUUACUUUUGGUCCCUUAAAAAGUGGGAGGCACAUAUACAAACUGUUGUAAUUCCUACACCGUUCACCUGAUUUGGAUGUAAACACCCUCAAAUUAAAGCUGAAAGUCUGCAGUUAUAGUGCAUCUUUGUUUCAUUUCAAAGCCAUUGUGUUGGUGUAUAGAGCCAAAAAGAUUAGAAAUGUGUUGAUGUCCCAAUAUUUAUGGACCUGACUGUACAUGUCUUUUUAAAAAAAAUUUUUUUACAUUCUUUAUUUUUGGAGCGCCGUGUCAGAUACAAGGUUAUUUAAUGACAGUUGACAAGUGACAUAUGAUAUAACAACAACUUAUAGGUAGACUUCUUGCUUUUUUUUUUAAAGGAACAUACAGGCUUAACAUACUUGUCUAGGUAGAUAGAACCAUCAAGGAGACACAUUUAGAGAAACACUAGACUUAGGUGGAAAUAGGAAAAUACAUGCCUUGAGUAACAGGCUAGUGAAGACAUUGGUAAAUCCACUGGCACAGAAUAAAUGCUGUAUACUAUGUAGUCAAGAGAAAAAAACAACACAACACUGGUGGCUAGAAACUAAUAAUAUAAGUCAAACAUAACAAAUAAGGAUUUUACAAACAUUGCUCUUAAUAUAUAAACGUGUAAGGAGAUGUCAGUUAGGAAGCUGGAGCUAUUUAAGGUAAGUGGGCUGUUAGCCCAUAGAGGCAAGUCCAUCUUCAGCCAUUGCCCCGGCUCGGGGCCUUAGUAUUGUAACUGUAAGGCACCGCAUUAGCCAAUUCCUGGGCCUGAGAGGCUGGCUGCCAAUAUAUGAAGGUUGCUGAGGAUAAUAGUGCAAUUCGGACGAGGUAAGACGCUCUUUCAGCCCCAGACCUGUUGAAGGCUGGCAUCUUGAUACCACGGACUUUGCUGUGAGAGUUCUUCCCAUAGUGGGAGAUUCGAAAGGCCCAGUUGUUGAGCCGCCAGGUGGACAAUGCUGUGGGGACAAACCCUACACCCCGAUAUUCACACAAUGACCCUCCACACACCUACACCCCAAUAUUCAUACAAUGACCCUCCACACACCUACACCCCGAUAUUCACACACUGACCCUCCACACACCUACACUCCGAUAUUCACACAAUGACCCUCCACACACCUACACCCCAAUAUUUGCACAAUGACCCUCCACACUCCUACACACCGAUAUAUUCACACAAUGACCCUACACACCGACACCUCGAUAUUCACACAAUGACCCUCCACACAUCUACACCCCGAUAUUCGCACAAUGACCCUCCACACACCUAUACCUCAAUAUUCACAAAAUGACCCUCCACACACCUACACCACGAUAUUUACACACUGACCCUCCACACACCUACACCCCAAUAUAUUCACACACUGACCCUUCACACACCUACACCCCAAUAUUCACACAAUGACCCUCCACACACCUACACCCCGAUAUUUACACACUGACCCUCCACACACCUACACCCUGAUAUAUUCACACACUGACCCUCCAUACAGCUACACUCCGAUAUUCACACAAUGACCCACAACACACCUACACCCCGAUAUUCAUACAAUGACCCUCCACACACCUACACCCCGAUAUAUUUACACACUGACCCUACACACACCUACACCCCUAUGUAUUCACACACUGACCCUCCACACACCUAUACCCCGAUAUUCACACAAUGACCCUACACACACCUACACCCCGAUAUAUUUACACACUGACCCUACACACACCUACACCCCGAUAUAUUCACACAAUGACCAUCCACAAACCUACACCCCGAUAUUCACACACUGACCCUCCACACACCUACAUCCCGAUAUUAACACACUGACCCUCCACACAACUACACCCCGAUAUUCACACACUGACCCUACACACACCUACACCCCGAUAUUUACACAAUGACCCUCCACACACCAUGAUAUUCACACACUGACCCUCCACACACCUAUACCACGAUUUUUACACACUGACCCUCCACACACCUACACCCCGAUAUUUACACACUGACCCUCCACACACCUACACCCCGAUACUCACACAAUGACCCUCCACACACCUACACCCCGAUAUUCACACAAUGACCCUACACAGACCUACACCCAGAUAUUCACACACUGACCCUCCACACACCUACACCCUGACAUUCACACACUGACCCUACAGACACCUACACCCCGAUGUGCACACACUGAACCUCCACACACCUACACCCCAAUAUUCACACACUGAUCCUACACACACCCACACCCCGAUAUAUUCACACACUGACCCUCCACACACCUACACCCUGAUAUUCACACACUGACCCUCCAUCUACACCCCGAUAUUCACACACUGACCCUCCACACACCAACACCCCGAUAUUCACACACUGACCAAGAGAAAAAAACACAACACCUACACCCCGAUAUUCACACAUUGACCCUCCACACACCUACACCCCAAUAUUCUCACAAUGACCCUCCACACACCAUGAUAUUCACACACUGACCCUCCACACACCUAUACCACGAUUUUUACACACUGACCCUCCACACACCUACACCCCGAUAUUUACACACUGACCCUCAACACACCUACACCCCGAUACUCACACACUGACCCUCCACACACCUACGCCCGAUGUGCACACAAUGACCUCCACACACCUACACCCCGAUAUUCACACACUGACCCUACACACACCUACACCCCGAUAUAUUCACACACUGACCCUCCACACACCUACACCCUGAUAUUCACACACUGAAUCUCCAUCUAUACCACGAUUUUUACACACUGACCCUCCACACACCUACACCCCGAUAUUUACACACUGACCCUCAACACACCUACACCCCGAUACUCACACACUGACCCUCCACACACCUACGCCCGAUGUGCACACACUGAACCUCCACACACCUACACCCCGAUAUUCACACAAUAACCCUACACACACCCCUACACCCCCAUAUUCACACACUGACCCUACACACACCUACACCCCUAUAUAUUCACACACUGACCCUCCACACACCUACACCCUGAUAUUCACACACUGAAUCUCCAUCUACACCCCGAUAUUCACACACUGACCCUCCACACACCUACACCCUGAUAUUCACACACUGAAUCUCCAUCUACACCCCGAUAUUCACACACUGACCCUCCACACACCUACACCCCGAUAUUCACACAUUUACCCUCCACACACCUACACCCCAAUAUUCGCACAAUGACCCACCACACACCUAUACCACGAUUUUUACACACUGACCCUCCACACACCUACACUCCAAUAUUCACACACUGACCCUCCACACACCUACACCCCGAUAUUCACACACUGACCCUCCACACACCUACACCCCGAUAUUCACACACUGACCCUCCACACACCUACACCCCGAUAUUCACACACUGACCCUCCACACACCAGCACACCGAUAUUCACACACUGACCAUCCACAAAUCUACACCCCAAUAUUAACACACUGACCCUCCACACACCUACACCCCAAUAUUAACACACUGACCCUCCACACACCAACACCCCGAUAUUCACACAAUGACCCUCCACACACCUACACCCCGAUAUUUACACACUGACCCUCCACACACCUACACCCUGAUAGUCACACAAUGACCAUCCACAAACCUACACCCAAAUAUUCACACACUGACAACCUGAUAUUCACACACUGACACCCCGAUAGUCACACACUGACCCUUUUUAAAAUGAAUCAUUAUUACUAAUUACAAGAAUCUUAGAAUUCCCUCUGUUAAUAACACAUUUUGGGAUGAAAAUUAAAAGACUUCCUUUUAUAUACCCAAAGAACUGCAUAAAAGAAUAACACAGAUAAAAAAACAACAUAAAAUAAACACAAUAUCUUCAAAGCACUGAGAAUUUAUUGUACACAGUGUAUCACAACUGGCUGCCCAACCCAAAUACAGCAUCAGCCUUCAAGUGCAUCAUGUACCGAAUAGAGUCAGCCUUUGGUACAAGAUUCAUGGAGAGUGACUGCAUCAUUCAUAGAUUGAAUUGGUAUUGGUAAUAGUGAUUUAAAUGUCCAGUUUAAACUAAUUUCUACUCUACAAAAUGACUUGACAGAAACUUGCAUUGUACACCAAAAUUAGUAUUAGAUCGUGAACAAAGUUUCAGAAUUUUCUUAUGAUUGUUUAAAGGGACCUCAUUGUGCCUUUUGGGUCUUUCAUAGCCCAACAGACACUUCAGUUUUUACACUCUAAGCUUGCCUGUCCUGGCACAGCCAAAGCAUACUAUGCAAAUUAAUUUAACCUCACAGCCAUGCAUGCAUACAGGUAUAAUAUUAAUAUAUAUCCGGGCACACAUUGGCUCAUUCAGCAUUUCAUAUUUAUUUUGCAUCAUGGGUCAAUGGCAUGCCUGCUCUAAAGAUGCUCCAGAGGUAAGUGUGUGUGUUUACUUACCUCAACUGCCCUACUUCACUUCAGUGAGUGUUUGUUUUCACUGGGAUGAUAGAGCAACAGUUCCACUUACCAGUGGCGUACACAAGAUCCAUGGGGCCCCGGUGCGAAAAUUGAUCCGUGGGCCCCCCCUGCGCGCUUACUCUGUGCGGGCCGAGGCCACUAGACAUGGCGGCGGGCACCUGGUUCAUGCAGAUACACUUAAAGGACCACUGUAGGCACUCAGAUCACUUCAGCUCAAUGACUGGGUCUAGGUGCCAGGUCCCUCUAGUUUUAACCCUGCAGCUGAAAACAUAGCAGUUUCAGAGAAACUGCUGCAAUGUUUACACUGAGGGUUAAGCCAGCCUCUAGUAGCUGUCUAACUGACAGCCGCUAGAGGCGCUUCCGCGAUUCUGCUGGACGUCCAUAGGAAAGCAUUGAGUAACGGUUUCCUAUGGGCGGUUUGAAUGCGCAUUCGGAGCUGAGAGGCGGAUCGGGGCAGAGAGAUCCCCAGCGCCAAGGGAGCCUGGCGCUGGAAAAAGGUAAGUGCUGAAUGGGUUUUAACUACACACACACUCUCACGAACAGAUGCAUACACACUAGCUAACAGACACAGACAUUUACUGACAGACACACACUCAGUGACAGACACACAUACACACUCACUUACAAAACAUACACUCUCACUGACAAACACACACUCACUAACAGACACACACAAACUAACACACACAGUAACACACACACACACACUGACACUCACUAGCAGACACACACUUAAUAACAGACACACAAACACACUCAGUGACACACUUACUGACACUAGCAGACACAAACACACACAGUAACACACUCACUGACACACACAAACUAACACACUCAUUAACAGACACACGCACUGACACACACACACUAACACACAUACACACACAUAUUUUUUAUUUUUUUAUUUAAUCCUCCAGCCUCCCUACCUUUGGGAGUGCUGUGGGGAUUCCUGCUGUCCCUGGGGUCCAGUGGGGCUGCUGGGCUGCUGGGCGGCCGGACGCGUGCGAAGGAGCACUCUCCCCUGAGUGCUCUCUGCCCAGCUCCCUCGCGCGCCGCUUACUGAUGCCGAAGCCGGAAUAUGAUGUCAUAUUCCGGCUUCGGCAUCAGUGCAGUGUGCGCGUGGGAGCUGGGCAAAGAGCACUCAGGGGAGAGUGCUCCCUCGCGCGCCUGCCCGGCCGCCGGCAAACUGAAACCAUUGCCAGCCCGCGACCCCUGCUGCCCCGGUAUGUACGCCACUGGGUGAUAUCUGUUGUAAAUUCCAGAUUAAGGAAGACAUGUGAUUAAUCCAGUCAUUGUACAGCGCUGCGGAAUUUGUUGGCGCUUUAUAAAUAUUAUUAUUAAUAGUAAUAAUAAUUUAAAGGAAGAUACAUGUGGCUUGAUUUAAGGUAAUGAGGUUGUCAUUGUGUCUCUCUGCAGCCUGUGUUUACAAUGGGAAAACCUAUUCACACGGGGAGGUCUGGCACCCAGUUUUUCGCACCUUUGGUGCCAUCCCAUGCAUUAUAUGCACCUGUAAAGAUGGGACGCAGGACUGCCAGCGAAUCACCUGUCCGGAUGAAUACCCAUGUGAAUUUCCAGAGAAGCAGGAAGGGAAAUGCUGUAAAGUUUGCCAAGGUCAGUACAGGUCAAAGUGUGUAUUAUGUGCCCAAAACCUGCUUUAAAGGGACAGUUCAAACACCAUAACCACAUGUGUUUCUUGUAUAUAUUAUGGUGGAAAGAACGUCCGCUCUCUUUUCAUCUAUGCUUCUACCAGGGUUAUUUACUACGAUGAGAAUUUAAAUCCAAAGUAAUAAUAUCCAAUGUAAUCAAUUAUCCACAAACGCAGGAGUAAUAUAUGCACACAGAGCUUAAAUCCACAGGCAGCUCACACCUGAUUAUCUACAGUGAACCCAAUCCUUUGCUGUAUGGAAUGCGUUGGUUCAACCACACAAAGGAAUGCACAAAAUAGACGGAUAACAGCAACCGGAUUUCAAAGUAAAAAGUUAAUCUUUAUUCUCCUAUGUAUGGGUAUUGGCAUUCAUUCAGCAACAUGCGGCAUGCAACGUGACAAAGUGGAGUUUGGUUAAAGUACAAGAGUUCCGCUGUUAUCUGUCACUUUGUCACGUUCCAUGCUGCAUGUGGCUGAAUUCAUUUUAAUACCCUCAUAUAGGAGAAUAAAGAAGAUUAACUUUUUACUUUGAAAUCUGGUUGUUGUUAUCUGUCUGUUUAUAAAACUGAAGUAGUCAAAUUGUAAACAUAGCUGACUUUGAGAACUUUUCCAGUUCAACUAGUUUGGACUUAAAUUUGAAAUUCAAUUUGAAUUCCUGACCAUUCUUAUUUUACAGAAUAACCCUGUAUAUUAUUAUUAUUAUUAUCAUCAUUUAUAUAGCGCCAACAGAUUCCGUAGCGCUUUACAAUAUUAGUAUAUAUGAACCUCUACUCUACACAUAAGUUCUAUGUGUGUGGAUGCAUGGCAUGCACCCUUUGUAAACAAUUAAGUGACUUACAUGCAUGUUUUCACAUCUUUCUAUCUGUAUAGAACAAACCAAUAAAGUUAUGGUGAGGAAAAAAAUGAUUGAAACCCCUUCCACCUGAAGUCAGUGGAUAGUAAAUACAUUGUUAAAGACAGAUCUGCAUAUAUCAAACAAGCCUUAAAACUUGCUUUUCCCACAAAAAUCUCACAUUUGCAGUGCUGUUACCACUACAAGGGAUUCUGGGUGGGCAUAUGCAAAUGAGUUCAACAAAGAACCACAUUUUUGCCUCAUUUAGUCAACUUUAUACAUGGAUUCCUUGGAGUUUGUUUGUUGUAUACAACAACUUUGAAACAGAACUCAGGAAGAGAUACAGUGAACCAUUCAUGUACAGCUGUUUCAUUGUUAAUCAGCAUGAGGUUGGUUACUGGCUUGCUACUACGGCUUGGUGUUACUUGUUAUGAGAGUUAUGUUGGGGAAACCAUGUUGGAACUUGUCUGUACUGCUGUUAUACAAAUGCACAAAAACAUGAUUCAAUAUGUUUGUUAAAUUUAAAGGAAUCAAUGGAUGCAUGCUAUUAACUAGUAAUUUUUUUCAUGAAUGAACGGCUGAAGGAAGAAUGUGGCUUGUUUUAUGUUAAUAAAGUUGUCAUUGAAUCGCUGUAGCUUGUGUUUAUUGCUGGGAAAAUUAAAGAGACACUAUAGUCACCAAAACAACUUUAGCUUAAUGAUAUAAAGAUUAUGACCCUGCAGUCUCACUGCUCAAUUCUCUGCCAUUCAUGCAUUAAACCACUUUGUUUAUGCACCCUAGUUACACCUCCCUGCAUGUGACUUGCACAGCCUUCCUAAACAGUUCCUGUAAAGAGUGAUCUAAUGUUUAUACUACUUCCUUUAUUGCAAAUUCUGUUUAAUUUUAAAAAGUCUUAUCUCCUGCAUGGUUAAUAGCUGGCUAUAUCCUGCAGGAGCCUCCUGUAUGCAAUUAAAGUGCAAUUUAAAGAGCAGGAGAUACAAACUUUUAAAGUAAGUUACAUAUGAUUAAAAUUGAAACCAAUUUUAUUCAUGCAGGCUGUGUAAGUCGCAGCCAGGGGAGGUGUGUCUAGUGUUGCAUGGAUGCAAACAAAUGUGAUUUGACUUCUAAAUGGCAGAAAAUUGGGCAGUGAAACAUCAGAGGCAUUAUCUAUACACUAAAACUGCUUCAUUAAGCCAAAGUUGUUUUGGUGACUAUAGUGUCCCUUAAACUUCUUCCAUAUAAACUGAUGCUAUUUUUUUCUUUUUUGCCGUUUUUGUUUCAGUCUGUUUCCUUUAAAAAUACAGUAUAUAUUAUUCCCAGAUAGAUUAAAAUUGGCACACAAAAAAAACGCACAUUACAAUUUGUGAGGGCUAUGACAAUGGUUCUGUAUUACAGUUUAUUAUUAUUAUUUUUUUCCUGAAAAUUGCCUUCUCUGCCUAGAUGAUAAGAUGAAUCCCACAGAUGAAACCCCAACCACCAGGUGUGUUAAAAGCCCGAACAAGAUCUUAGUUUAUAUGUACAUGUCACCCACCACUGGAGGACAGAAAGAAAUUCUACGGAAAAUCGCCAUUGAGAAGGAGGCAUCAGAGGAUGUCGAAAUAUACGUUUGGAAAAUGGUUAAAGGUAAAAAAAAAAAAAAAAAUGCUCUGUGAAAACAAUUAAAAAAACCCCAUUAAACUAAAAUCUCAUUUAUAGAUAUUUAAAUACAUAAACAUUCUCAUUUGUCAACAGAAGUUUAAAAAUUUAGUGUGGAGUUUUUCAGCAUCCGGGGGAGGCAACUAACCCCUGUCUUAUAAUUUUUUCUGUGUGAUGAGGAUAGUGUCAGGCAAAUGUACCUGUUUCUGUAAAUAGUGAAAGUGGAAUUGCAACUUCGGAUAUUGAACAGAAACUAAACUUGGAUAUUCGUUUUGGUCUGAACUUCAAUUUGUCUGAAUUUGGACCAAUCAGAUGAUCAGUCUAAUUCCUGAACUCUGAGCCGAAAAGUACCCUUAUCACGAAUCAAGUGGAACGUGCAAUGUCCGAGUGUGUCUUUUUCGGUUUAUGAUUCUGAAUUCUGCCCUGAUACUGAAAAAGAUUGAUAACUAGAGGACAGUUACUUAAUAUUCAUUGUAUUCACAGAUCAAGUUAGAAUUGAGCCACAGGAAAAACAGAGGAAUAUUAAAAAAGCUAUAUUUAUACAUUAUAGAUUUCCAAAAAAUGACAUCAUAUAUAAAUCAUUUUUACCGCUAUUCUUUCCUCUGUUAGUUACUUUUUCUCAUUUGAUCUGUGAACCAACAUGCUGCUAUCAGUAUACUGGUAUAAAAUAUAUACAUAAUACUAUAUUCAUAUAUAGAUAAUAAUAGUAUGCAUAUAUUUUGCAGUACAGUGGCCCAUAUUUUAGCGCCCUUAUGGUUCGUUUGAUUUGGUUCUUGAACUAGGUCUCUGUUACCAAAAUUCUGCCGAAUUGGCAUUUGGUCAAAAUUCCAGUGUCCCAAAAAUUCGGGCAAGCAGAAUUUUAUUGCCAUGCACAAGUUAAACAGAAAUGCUUAUCCACCUUAGAAGAACUGUGAUCCCUUAAAGAUAAUGUUUGGGGAUACUGAAAAGCGGAAUUUAUUGCAAUUUGGCAAAAUUAAUUUAGGCUUAGACUGAAAAUUAUGGGAAAUAUAGUUUGCAAACAUAUGGGGUUCCAAGGAUCGUCAUUAUUGACCUUGACACCAACCAGGAGAAGGAUAUCAUAUAUAAAACUGGGACGAGGUACAGAGAACUAAAAUCAGUACUGUCCAGCCCAGACUUGGGACAGUUGGGAGAUGAUUGACACAUAGCAUCAUAUUUUCUACUUUAUUGUUUGUUUUGUGAUUCUGCAUUUGUUCUAAUGUAAUAUUUUUCCAUUUCUCUACAGGGAUAUUCCAUUUGAUCCAAAUUAAAAAAGUGGCAAAACAGGACUUCAAGCAAGAGGCAGAAAAUUUCAGACUUGUAACCAGAACAAGUGAAGGUACAUUAGUUCUAACAUAGACUUCACUUUGCCAAUUUCAGUUGUUUUUUUAUCACUUAUUCCUGCCAAGGGGAACUACUAAAAAAUGUUACAGUUGACACACUUUAUGCUUGCUGAGCCCAUAAAGCAUUGCCCUCGUGUAAAAGUGAGCAGGACUGGUCAAAUUAUGUCCUGAUUUGGUGACAGCUUGUUGCAUAGACUUUGGUGGGCCAUCAAAUGUGUGUUUGUUUUUUUAUUUUUGGAAAAUGUUGAAUUAUACAUGUAUCCAAUGUUUUGAGAUAAAAUGGGCCAUCUUGAACCUUGAGAAAACUCCCUACUGUGGUUCAGACAGGGGUUUACAUGCGUUUCUAGGUAUUUAUGGGAAGACAUUUCCCUGUCCCGCUUUUAUAAUGCUGUAGUAUAAUAAGGAAUGUUUAUUACUCUGUGGUGGGACAAGACCUCCCAAGUUUAGAGAUUCCAUGGUUGGGCGGAUUUUCCUAAAAUAUUUAUGGAGUUCUUCUUUUCCAUUAUGUGUGUUUCAGUCUCCUGGGCUCUUACAAAUAUACAUAUUGUACAUGAUACUAUUUGUCUUUAGGUUUUUCAUCGUAGAAUAAACUAUGCAAAGCUUCGACCGGCAUUUAAAUUCUGAAGUUUAACAACAAACAAACCAAAAACACAACCAUUUUUAAUAUGGAAUUGCUUGUAUUUGACAUUCAAAUGUAUCUAGUCCUGAGUUUCUCACUGUCUGUAUUAGUGCAGGCAUGCUUGCGUAAAGAUCGUCUAAAGAGCAAAGUGAACAUGGGUAUUCUCUGCAGGCAUAUCUGUUUAUAACAGGAGACAUAGAAAAUGUAAUACUUAUAUUUCAAGCAAACCAAGCUGUGAAAAAAAACAAACCAAUAGUUUGUUUAGGAAAAUAUAAGGGAGGAGAAUAUGUAUCGUGACUGUAAGACUUCUGAUCUUUUAUAGAUCCAAGAAAUAAGGGACCAAGGCUUCCCUUUCCAAGCUUGCUGCCUGCAUAGAGAGAAGCUGAUGUUUGUGCCAGCAUGGGUUCAUGUGUGCCAGGGUGGACGUAGUCUGUGGCACAAAAUUGCAAAUAUCGCUCAAUGUGCAGAGUUUCAAGCAGAAACACUUCAUAUAUUCAUAUAAUGAAUCCUACCACCAUGGGCAUCCCCCCCAAAUUUUUUGUUGUUGGUGGAUGGGGGGUGGAGUGGAGGGUGGCAUAAUUGUAAUGACACUAAAAACAGAAUAAACAGGAUGCCCCACAAAAUAUAAUAUACCAAAACAGUAAUACACCCUAGAAUAAGCACAAUAAAAACACAAAAACUAAAAACAUUUUUAAAAAUAUACUAACAUUCCAAAUUCUUUUUAUAAGAAUAAAAAAAUAAUAAAUACCACUAAAAAUAGGGCACAACGGAGGUGUCCAGAUGAACAGUCUUAUCUUGUAAAGAGAAAUACAGUAGAGAUUCAGUCAUUGACGGAAUCCGUGUGAUUAUGUAUUUAAGAAAGCACAACAAAGAAUCCAAUAGUGCAUUAUGUCAGUACAGACAGGAACAAAUAAUGAUGGGUUACUCACAUUUGCUAGAGCUAUGACCAGCUCUAGACCAAAAAGGUACAUGACAAUUGUUUAUUUUACAAUAGUCUUUGACUACUCAGGCAAAGAUGAGAUGCAUUUUACACUCCUGCCCCCCAAAAAAGGCAUCUUCAUCUAUGUGUCUCUUAACUCCCCUUUUGAAUUUCUUGCCCCCUUUUACUUCUUAUCUAAUCGGGUAAAUGUUAUACCAUCUUUAGUGUAUCUUAUACCUAAUUUUUCCCCUUUGUGUCUUACACCCCCAUUGUGUGUUUCUUAAUUGUCCCCUUUGUGUGUCUUACUUUCCCCCAGUCUCUUAUGUCUUUUACUUCCUCCUAGCCCCUUUGUAUGUCUAUUCUUCCCCCCAGCCCUUUCGUGUGUCAAUGUCCAUUUACCCAGCUCCUCUAUGUGUCAUUGUCCCCUUCCCCAGCCCCUCUCUGUGUCACUGUCCCUUUCCCCAGCACCUCUGUGUGUCACGAUCUCAGCUCCUCAGUUUUAUGAUUGUCCCUGUCUUAGUUUCUCUGGGUCAUUAUCCCCUUCCCCAGCCCUACUUUGUGUCUCUGCCACUCCAGCCCCUCUGUGUGUCUCUGCCACCCCAGCCCCUAUGUGUGUAUCUUUUUCUCACUCCCCAGCCACUCUGCGUGUCUCUUAUUCCUCCCCAGCCCUUCCUUGUGACUCAUUCUCCCCCUCAUCCCCUCCAUGUGUCUAAUUUUCUGCCUCAGCCCCUCCACGUGUCUCAUCCCCCCACAGCCCCUUCAUGUGUCUCAUGCCCCUACAGCUUUUCCAUAUGUUUCAUUCCCACCCCAGCCCCUCCAUGUUUCUCAUUCCCCCUCCCCCAGCCCACCCAUGUGUCUCAAUAUGGAAUUGCUUGUAUUUGACAUUCAGAUGUCCCCCAGUUCCAUGUAGCUCACCCCCCCCCAGCCUGUCCAUGCAUCUCAUGCCACACCAGGCCCUCCAUGUGUCUCAUACCCCAACAGCCCCUCCAUGUGUCUCAUCCCCCAACGCCUCCUCCAUGUGUCUCACCCCCAGACCCUCAAUGCAUUAUUCUGCCCCAUCUGUCUUAUUCUUCCCCUCAGCCUCCCAUGUGUCUUACUCUGCCCCUCAGCCCCUACAUGUGUUUUAUCCCCCUACCCUUCUGUGCCUGCUGACUUCCCUGCCAGUGCACAAGGCCUGAAGUUGUGCCACCCGGCUGGUCCCUGUGCCCAAAUGCUCAUUCUGCCCUUUUUAUAUGGCAAGUACAACAUUUCGGGGAGGGGGGAGAGGGGGCAAGCUGAUAAUUACUUCUAAAAGCACAAGUGGUCAUGGUCAUUGGAGUAAUCCUUUAAAAUAAGUAGCCAAACAGGAAAUUAUAAGGUGGCCAGAUAACAUAUUACACAUGCAGAUGUGGUCUGUAUGUUUUAGUUGUUUUAACCAAAUAUUACAGUUGGAGGGCUAAACUGUUGAUGUUUGAUGAACUGUUGAUAAAAAUUAAAACACAGAGUUAAAGGAAACACUCAAACAAACAAAAAAGUUAACUGCUUAGUAGAUUGGUAAAAUACCCGGAACGGAACUAGUUGUCUGCUAACUGGUUAGCCCAUUACUGGGGAACCAGACAAGGGUAUUUCAAACAUCAUAAUCACUACAGCGGCCUUUAGUGAUUAUAGUAAUUAGAGUAACCAUUUAACUUAUCAGAGGACUGUCUGUUAUAAAUAAUAAGCGAUAAUUUGAAGGAAUAGAAAAAUGUUUCAGUCAACGAGAGCUUAAACCUAUUUGGCACAAACCAGGGGUUAAUACACAGAGUUGUAAACUUUGAAUUAUUCUCAAAGUGUCGGGAUAAACUGAGUGAAUCCGAAUCUUAUUAAAUAAAAGAGAUCAUAGGACAGAGCAGGAAGACUAACAAAGAAAUGAUAUGACAUAUUUGUCUUGUAUUAGAGAUCUUUGACCACAUUUUUUAUUCCUUUGACUGAAGUUUGACUAGGUUUAUCCAAGCGUUAGAAAUGUAUUUGAGGUUAUAUUUAACAUCUGUGAAUUGCUGGGAAUACAGGCAUAAAAUAAUACUGUGGCGAAAGUAACCUCGCCACGGUCUCCCGGAGGAGUCUGCUUGCCAGCCUCUUGCCCCAGGACUAUUGGCCCUGUAAAAGCCAUGUGAAAAGACCUGGUUUGUGGGAUUUUCCAUUUGGUUAGGGAACCGAACCAACUCCCGAACGAAGGACCACCCGGGAGCUUGUUAACCCCUAUUAGCACCUUACAACGAUUCUGCGCACAGUGUUCUAAGUAUUCGUCUGUGAACGCAGGGAGCGGUGUUUGGUCGUCGAGUGCAUGGAACUGAAAUUUGGACACUCGAACUCCCGAACACCGCUGAACUUCCAUCAUCACCUGUGUUCGGUACAUCGGGGAAGGGCACUGUUCGGUGGAAUCGUCGUCUGGAUGAGGGGAACAAGCUCCAUGGUAAGACUAUUGACUACGUUCGGUAAUUUGUUCGUUUUUAAAUUACCGAACUUGACCGACCACUACCACUUUUCCCCUGGAACUAUUUUGGGUAGAAGCCUCGUGUGCGGUCGGUCAAAUUAUCACCUCCAUUGAAAACCUGAACCCUCUGAACCGAUCUGGUGGAUUUUUGGAUAUGUUGGUCACCCAGAUCAGGGCUAUCACGGGAUGUGACUUUUGUGUUGUUUUCACGUGUUUUGGGGGUACUUUUGGGGUGUCUGUAAAAUGUGGGGUUUUUUUGUGCCUGGAGAUAAUUGAGUUUGUACAGUUCCUGACUCAAUUAUCUCUCAGAUACAGGGGAGGGAUUACACUGUUGUUUUGUGUAGGAAAUCCCUUGCAUUUGUCAUAAAAGUCCGUGUGUGGCCCUGCAUUAAACAGAUUACUUCCCAGCAUUAAGCCUCGGCUCAUGUGUGGGGGGAUUGCUAUACUGCUCUUUAGACUACUAUAGCUGCUAUACUCCCUUGGAGGAGAGGUCUUCCCACUGGGAGCUGGAUCCAGGUGUUGGUCCAGGGUGGGAGGGGGCGGCUAAGGGGACUACGGUGCUUAUUGUACUCAGUGAUACUAGAAAGCGUGAUUGGCGGAGGUACCCAGUCAGGGUACCAGACAGUCCGCCACAGAUACCUUAUAAAUAUUUUUUUUAUACCUCAGGCUUUCCUGUCUCUUUAAAGUUGAGUUUCACAAAAUGUUUAUGUCCUGACAGAUUCUUGAUGGUUUAUUCAAUCCAAGCACUCAUGUAGCAGUCUUGCUGUAAGAUACAAAUCCCUGCCUCACAUUUUCUGGUGGGAGUUAAGUUUAGGUGUGUGUAUAGAUCAUAUGUGGAGAUUUAAAAUGGCACCUCCUACCUCCCGGUAUUCAUGAAGUGUAAGCUCUGGGGUCUUUGCUGCUGCUGUUGACAUUUGUGAGUCCAUACAAACACUAUUGCUCAUUUGUGGAAUUUUCUGAAAUGCCAUUACAUUUGUACACGACAUUACAAUGACAUUAUAGGCUGAAAAGAGACAUCAAGUUCAGCCUUUCAAACAUCUGAAGGCAAAAAGAAAGCAAAAUUCCUAGUCUGAAGCACUUCCAAAAUUGCAAUAAACUAGGAAAAAAAUCCUUCUUGACCCUAGAAUGGCAGUCAGAUAUCUCAAUGGAUCAAUAAGCUAUUAGCUCACUAAUUAAAAUGUAUAUCCCUGUAUAUUAUGUUUUUGCAAGUAUGUAUCUAGUUUCUUUUGAAAUAUCUGUUCAGACUCUGAUAAAACCACUUCUUUAGGCAGAGAAUUCCACAUCCUUAUUGUUCUUACGGUAAAUAAAUCUGUCCUUUGCCCUAGACUAAAUCUCCCUUCUUCCAGUCUAAAUGCAUGACCUCAUGUUCAAUGUAUAGUCCUGUUUGUAAAAAGAUUAACACUUAACCUGGAAUUUUGGAGAUACAGGCCUCCAUCAGGACAUUUCCAAAAGAUCUGCCCUUUAUUAUAAAUUAAUAUUAAAAACAAAAGAUAAUGUACACAGUGCUAGAUACAGUAAUAGGCAGCAAAAAGCUAAUAAUUUAGCUCUAGUAGUGAUUACAUUUGCGGUCUAUACCCAACUAGGAAACACUGGGUACAAUGUAGGUUAUGGUCGUGGGUAUGAAAUGAGAAGAAAAUCUCAAAUAAUGAAAUACCGUCAGUACACCUUUAAUCAAGCAAAGGUAAGUAUACUUACAAAAGAAGACCCUUAUACUCUGCUCAGAGUGUGGAUUGCUUGAGGUGAUUUAACUCCUCACUCAAUGGAGCUUUUAAACCCUAUAUACAGCAGAAGAAUCGUUAUAAAAAUGAUGUUCUAUCGGCAGGUACAUAAAGUGUGAAUUUUAUUGGGAUUAAAUGUUUUGUACAAGGUAAGUAUACAAAGUAAGUGUACGUGAAAUAACAAUCUCUAUAGAGAGCAGCAUAUAAAAAGAAAAGUGCUGUAGCGGUCCAGAAUGUCCCUUUUAAGUGAAUCUGUCACUUUUGGAGGUCAUUGCAUAUUUUGACCCCCCAAGUUGGCAUGUCCACUUAGGGUGCAGUGGCUGCUGAGUGCAGAGUGAGUGGAAGGUAGUUGUAUUUACUUGAAGCUUUCUGUCUCCACCAUCACCAUCUUCUUACUGAGGACUUUUUCAGCGCCUAUUGUUUCAUCUACCAGAACCUAGAUCACCCAAAUUACAACAGUUACUGAAAAAACUGUAACUAUAUAUAAUAACUAUAUAUAUAUAUCGAUAGCGAGAGAGAGAGAGAGAGAGAGAGAGAGGGAGUUAGCUAGCUAAAGUCCCAUUUCAUUGAGUGGUCACUUUAUUUUUUUGUAAAUGUAUGACCUAUAAAGAGAAUAAGAAAACAAAAACAAAUGGACGCAUUUAAAAUCAAAGCUGUAGUUAUAUCAAAAUAUUAAAUGUUUCAACUUUUCCAACUGCAAUCUAUAAUAUAUAAUCUAUUGAAAUGGAAACCUUACUACUUCUUUAAAAUGGUAGAAAGACGUUGUUACUUUGUGGAUAAAACCAAAGAAAAAACAUUAUUUACGCACAAUCCCAAAUCCAUAUGCACAUUGAAAUAACUGGAGGUUUUUUAGUAUCAUUCCAAUGGCCAUUUAAGUGUAAGCUCACCUGCCACGUCAAGGGAAUACCUUUUAGGUUAGUCCUACACUAACAAUACACCUUGCUGCUUUCAGCUACAAGGUAAAAUCUCUAACGAGACAGAGAGGGGUAUUUUUUUAGAACCCCCAACACACGCUUAUUUAACCCUAAAUGCUAUAGAUAGAUUGAAUGGAUAUUUAGAAUCAGCCUUUCUUCUUUGUAAUGAAGCCUAGUUUGUCUGCCUGGCUUCACUUUGCCACCACACCCACCGUUUGCCUUUAGCAUUAAAUUAUUUAAUGCCUUGUUUGCAGUUCUGGCACUCAAUGGGUUACAAUGUUUGUGCCCCUCAUUUUGGGACGUUGUGUUCUUUCAAGACAUAAACAACGAGAAAGGAAAUCGAGUUUAAAUGAACAUUACCGUACUGGCCUACUGUAAUGCUAAGUGGUAUAAUGAAAUGAAAAUAUUCUUAAGCCAUGGAAAAAAUAUGGGACAAAAUGUCUGUACCAUACGUAGUCUAACAAAAAUAGCUCCAAACUUAAUAAAUGUAACUAAAGAGGAAAAUGCUUUUGGUAAAUUGAAGGCUGUGUCUACCCUGACACAAACAGACUAUGUUGUAGAUUAUUGAGAUCCAAAGUCUAAAUCUUUUUCUAAUACCUGACCGGUAUUUUUAAAAGUUUAAAUGUUGGAUUUCCUAAAGUCCCCACAAAGAUUUGUGUUGACAAGGUUAAAACCUUCACCAUUUAAUAAUCAUAUCUCACUCUGGUGGUAGAACCUCAUUCAUCUAUUCAAUUUCUCUAAUCUGGUUUCAUUGCUGUACCCUCCAAAAUCUCAUCCCUUUUUCGUAGAUAUAUAACAUUUGGAAACCAGCCUCAAUCCACUCCUUACCAUCAAGCUGACAGCGAUGUUUGUGAUUUUAAAAUUACAUCAUUUACACUGCAAAUCUCUAAUUUAUGAUGGGCAACCACAAUCCUCUUGGCUGAGUUUUAUGAGUCCCUUACGCAGCGUAAGGAAGUCUGGACUAAGUGUGGAGCAGUCUCUGCUGGCUCUCAUAAAUCAGUCUCUGUUUUUUACUGAAGCCCUUGCUGUACAGAGUGAGAAUUUCAUGACAUGACUUGUAAAAAGCUCGGCAGCCAAAAAAAAAAGAGAGAGAGACAGGCGUAAGCAUCAGCGCCAGCACUUGGGCUGGCAUACCAGAAUCUGCCAAACCAGAUAGUAAAUUGAAUUAGUAAAAUAAAGACUUAGUCAAUGUAGCAUACAUUAAUAUUUGCUAUAAAUAUAGCCAAGGCUUAAUGAGCACAACCUCUCACAGUCUUACACGGCUACACAGGAACUAUGGUGGGAUCAGUCUGCUUUGAGUGCUCAACCUGCUUCACUUUGAGACAUAAACCAGUUAUGGUACAAAGAUUUGCAACUAAUAUAUGAGACUUUUUAGAAGCAAGUUAACUGCCCAAAAAUGUCUUUUUUUAUUUCGAUUUAUUUUUUUCCAAAAAUGUGUCUCAGUCUGUGUCUUUGUUGUACUAGACUACUAAAAUCUGGGUCUUUGAAUUACAAUACCGGGAGGUGUUUGAUGUGUAAAUGAACCCUAAAUCCCAAUAUUUAUGUGACGAAAAUAACGGAAAAUAAUGCCAGUACAUGCAAACUGUGAUUAGUGGCCAGGCACAGAGAUGCCUCACAUUCCAAAAUUUCAGGCAUUGGUUCUAGACUUUAGAAUUGUUUUUUAGACUUUUUUUUAGCUCCCUGGUGUUUUUUGAUCAUGUUUUCAUUUUGGAAUCAAUGUACGACUUGAUUAUAUUUUACAUAAACCAACGUCAGAGCUUCAGAAGACUUUUAUUGGAAUAUAUAUCGUUUUGUUUUCAUUUAUAUUUCUUUAAUCUGUCAUUGUGGAAUGUCAGAUGCAUUGUCUAGUUGUUUUAAACCCAAUUUACCUAUCUUAUUUUAUCAUAACAGGUCAGUGGAACAUUUUCAGGCCCCAACCUCCUGACCUAAAUAUGACGGAAAGUCCGGAAAAGGAAGCAGAGAACUUAUAAAUACUAAUACAAACUCAGAAUUAAAGUUGAGCAAGCAGCACAGAUCUGAAAAGACCACAAAUGUAAAAAAUAAAUAAAAAAUUAUAUAAAAUAUACAAAAGUGUGAGAUGGUUGGAACCCAGAAGAGGACUCUUGCAUUGAAGACUCUCACAGAAAAAGGCUACUGGUCUAUAAACAGUUUACCUGCUCAGAGUAUAAUGAAGACUGUCGCAUGUGCACAACUUCUCUGGGGAGAUAAAAUUGAUAAUGACCAGCCAAAAACUAUAAUCUUUACUGCGAUUGUCCCACGUUUUUUACCUUCCCCAAGGGAAGGCUGAACAUUUUUUAUCCAGCAAGCCCCAUUCAUGUGGAAUAGGUUGGAAUUCCGUAAUUUCAAUUCUACAUAUUUAUGAUUGUCUUUAUAUGUUUACCAAUGUUUGAAUGUCCGUACCAUAUUUUCAGGAAAUAACAAUCCUCCAUUUUUUAUCGGCUGUAUUUCCUUGACUUAUCUACACAUUAUAUUUAUGUUGCAUGUAAUGUUAACUGCUUAUAGCAAUUAUCUCCAGUCCUGGAGGGUUGAAGCUUGCUGGACUUUCAAGAUAGCUGUUAGCACAUUUCUCGAAAACAAACGGGGUUAAUUGUUUAAUUAUUUAUUAGUGAUAGCCAUCCUAAAACUAUGGAAACAUUAUAUCCUUCCAGGAUGACGUUUGAUAUGUCUGGCUUCCAGCCAAGGCACUCUUCAAAACAAAAAGGCAUCUCGGAGUCGCCGCUUCACAAGUAAAAUUUUUACACACUAAUGACCACAAAAUAACCAUUCAUUCAGAAGUUAAGGUAAUUGCAGUACAUAGUAAAAAUCCUUAAAUCUGUUACACCUUUCAACCUCUCCCCCUGGGAGAAGUUUAAAUUAAUGACUGCUGACUACAGAAGCAGUUAAUGAUUGCUUGGUAUAGGAGCAGAGGCAUAAAAAUACAGCUGUAAGUGAAUAUGGUCUUAAUUUUGCUUUGCUACCGUAUUUUGUAUAAUUGAAUAACGAGUUAAGGGAAUUUAUUCUAACGGUCAUUAUAUAAAGCAAUAUAUUUUCCAUCACAGGCACAGAGAUGUUUUAUUUUCUAAACUGGGAAAUGUGGAUAAUUGACAAUGAUGUUACAUAUUUGAAGGACAAAACUAUUGUUAAUAUGACAAUUCUUUCAUUAGGUUUUGAAAGGAAAUAGAUUUUUAAAAUCUACUUCCUUUCAAAAGCCUGCAGUUAGUCACUAUGGUCUUCCCCACUUCUGUCAAUUUCCAAGCACUAUCUGACCCAAGAUGCAUGUAUAUGGCUGAAGGAUCAUCUCAUAAUAAAAGCAACAAUUUUUUUUUCUCACUUUUUUCUACAUUUUUAUAAUUCAUUAACAAAAACAACUCUCCUCUUAAAACUAUUAAAAAAUAGUUUUGAGGUGACAGUUGUCCUUUAAUGCCAUACAAGUUGGGAAAUAGUUCAACAAUUUGAAACCUACUUUUCGAUUCUCUACAUUUAUUGGUUUAGUGAGCUACUCCACUUCAGUCGUUUUACCGCAUAACUAAUAUCAACCUUCAGAGCAUAUUUAGUAUUAUUCAAUAUUAAAAAAAAAAACAAUAAUCAAAGGUUUAAACAAUUUCUAUAUGUCUUUAUACAGCACAGUUCAGAAAUGUUCAAGAUAUUUUCAAAACUUUACCCGGGUUAUCCACUAAAGUGAGAAUUCAAAUUUAAUUUUAAAAUUAAACAAAAUUAGAUAAACUGGAAAGUAGAUUCUGGUUCAGCUAUUUUGACCUACAAACUGAAAUUCUCUUUGAAUUCACUUUUAAUUGAAUUCUUUAGUGUAUGAUCUUGUAGCUUUCAUUUGAUAUUGCUUUCAGUUGGCACUAAUACUUCACGAUGCACCCAAGAACAUCGUGACUGUAGUUUUUACAGUGCAUUCUUUUUUUUUUUUUUUUACUUCUUUAUUUUAUUUAAGGCAUAUUAGAUGGGGUACAGACGAUAAACCAGGGGAAAUGUAUGCGUAGUUACAUCAUGGGGUAAAUACAUCAAUGGCAUUACUGCACAUUUCUAAGAUAGAGAUGCCUCAUUUUUUAAUUUUUGUUGUUUAACAAAGGCGAAACCACAUUAGAUAUAGAUAUAGAUUAACUAGGGUAGCAUAGCCUAGCCUCAUUUUUUAAUUUUUGUUGUUUAACAAAGGCGAAACCACAGUAGAUAUAGAUAUAGAUUAACUAGGGUAGCAUAGCCUAGUGAUUAUAUUAUUAAGUAAACUUAUAACACAUGUAUAACUGUAACGUAGAUUUGUCAACGUAUUACACCUGCUAUUCUUGUGACAGCACAGUUAAUGUAGGAGUAAUGUGCUAGGUAUUUAAGCAGGCUAGUGUGUGUGUAGACUAUAUAGUAAUGGUGUAUGGCUGAGGCAUCCAACCGGAUUAAGCUAUGCUCUUAUGUCUUAGCAGGUAGUAACGAUCAUAUAUCUGACCAUGAAUCUAUUCAAGUAAGUGGCAGUGGACUAAAGAGAUGUUAGGCAUAUAUGACUAAGGUUAAACAGACUUGGUAAACGGUGAGUCUAACAUGCGAUGGAGUACGAGUAGUGCAUUCUUAAACCCAUCGUCUGGUAAAUCUUUCUGAUAGUGCAGUUAAAUGUCAUGGUAAAACCAGAAUAUUAAUUGCCUACAAGCCAACAAAUUUAUAACUGAUCUAAUGCUAGCUACCCAACCCAACUCCCCAAAUGUCUUUUGCUGAUUGUUGACAAAUUAUAUACCUAUCUAGUUUUUUGUAAUGUAUUUCUUUGCAGGAACUCCAAAAUGUCCAGUUUUAUACACAGUUUCACACCAAAUCAAUCUUAAAUCUAUUAUGAAAACAUUAAUUUGAAAGAGUAUUCUGAACUGAAAGUGCUAAAUAUGACAUAUAGAAGUUUUUUUUGUUUUUUUUCCUACCUUAAUGUGUGAUUUUAAAAAAGAAGUAAUCAUAUAGGGAUAGACUAACUGUAAUAUUAUCUACUUCUGUAACUUGUCUACUGUCUGUAAUGAAAAAAAAAAAUAGAUAUUUUAAAAAGCAUAUUUUUAGGAACUUGAUGAUGAUGGUUGAAUAUAAUGUUUGACAACCAGUUAAAGGAUGAAAUGUAUUGUCGUGUCCUUGUCUGAUAAAGAAAUUAAUACUAUAUUUUCAUGGCCAUUUCACAUACUAUAAAUUUGCAUUCAAUGAUUGAUGCAAGUACUAUAUUCCUAGAUGGUCAUAGAAAAUAUGCAUACAUAUUAAUUACGGGCUACAGUAUUUUACUAUCAUCGCAUGAAAAUUAAAUAUAUUUAUUUUUGAUAUUAGAGAAACAUAACUUUCUCUUGAAAAUGUAUGGACUAUCCUUUUUUUUUAUUGAAAGGUAUCAUUUUCACCACUUGGUCAAAACAUAUCACAUAUCAUAAUGUAUUUGCAAGGUAAAUAUAUUUUUGUGUGCUGAAGUCUAGAUAAUGGGAAUGCCAUAACAUGCACAAACUAAUAGGAAUAAUUCACAGAAAUCUUACAACUACACAAAACCUGGAAUUAAACCAAUUAUUUGCAAACCAGCCUUUAAGGCACAGCAAUGGCCCAGGUUCUACCAGUAUCUCCAUGAGAUUAAAACACGGGCCAUUUGCAUGCUUUGACGACUGGGUUUGGAAGCACUGCACUAAACCACACAAUGUUGUAUUUAAGGUAAACAUGGAUUUGAAGAAACCACAGUGUUCUACAUUUAUAGAUGCAUCAUUGUAAAUUCCAUAGUCAUACUUAACAACAUGCCAGAUUCAUAAUAGGGAAUUCGACAGUCGUGGAUGCCAGCUUUUUGUGCCUUCUUCUUCAGGGCAAGGAAUGUCCUAGUGCCUCUACCCACUCAUUAACUCAAAUCACCCUCCUGUGAUAAUUUAUUUUGGGUUAGUUUUGCCUUGUUAUGCCAAAUGGACAGUAGCCUUAAAUCUGUUCAAAACCUACAGGGGUAGAUUGCAGGUCCUAAAGAUGAUUUUGUUUUUAAUUCUGUCCUUUAUUAAGCCUCUAGUGAAGUCUACAUUGAAGUUUUGGCUUAAGUGGUUAGUGUCCUGGGUCUAAGACUAUUACACUCUAAAAGGUUAAUAUAUUUUUUCAUUGUGUCCUACAAUUAUAUAUUCAUUGGUUUGGUAACCAAGCACUAGACACUUAGAUACCUAGAUAAUGUAUAGCAAGCUCAGAUGUAUGUAUCUUAAACAAUAUCUACUGUAUUAUACUCUUGGAGAAGGUACAUGUCCAAUUGGACCGAAUGGACACCUUCGAGGCAAGCUAUGAAAAUAUACGUGGUGAGCUGGUCAGCGCGGUAGAAUGUUUAAUUUAUGCCGUGUCAACUGUUCCAGGCCUCUUUUGACAAAUCAAUCUAUUUAUUUUGAUAUCUAUUUCUAUCUGAAAAAUCUAAGUAAAGUAUUUUCUGAAGACAUAUUUCUUGUUUCUGAAUUUGAUGUUUGUUGUUAAAAUUUAUAAUAAAGUAAAUAUUAAGCUAUA
Pelobates cultripes (western spadefoot toad) is the source of this 47287-nucleotide messenger RNA. The record is from the annotation of a GenBank genome assembly. Lineage: Eukaryota; Metazoa; Chordata; Amphibia; Anura; Pelobatidae.